Messenger RNA from Podarcis lilfordi (Lilford's wall lizard), 82179 nucleotides. The record is from the annotation of a GenBank genome assembly. Lineage: Eukaryota; Metazoa; Chordata; Lepidosauria; Squamata; Lacertidae.
CAGGGAAGAUCUCAUGUCGGCACUAAAAAGAUUUUAAAACCUAAUGACUGUUCGUUGGUCUUUUUAACCAUUAUCUGUGCAAAAUAACCACCUGCUGGCUAUUAAGUGGGUGUUUAUUUUUUACAAAAUCAUUUUUCUUUAGUUGUUCCUUAUUACCUUUUUUGCAUAUAAUAAAUAAUAAAAACUUUAAAUGUAUGUCAACAAUUAAUUUUCACGUUUAGGGAUUAUACAAUCGUACUGAAAAGCUUCCAAAAUAUGGCCUCUUGUAAAUGCUCAUUUAACUUAAAUCAUAGUUUUAAUCCUUAUUAGACACAUCACUGGUUUGUGAGAGCAACUAAAUUGAUUCUAUAUAUAGCAUCCUAGCUGCCCAUAAAUGGGAGGGAAGGGGGCAGUAGCCUUCCCUUAGACUUAGACAUUAUUUUUGUUUUCCUCAGCCUAGGGCUUGGUAAGCUGGGUAAGACUGUCCUUCCUCUCUGCAUUGCCAUUUUGACAUCUCUCUAGGUAAGUCUGUGCUCAUUUUUAAAAAAAUUAUAUGCAUUAUUCAGAUUUGGAGAAAAUAUAUUUCCUCCCCCACCUCUGUGAAAGUGAUGACUUUAAGAAAUGGAGAAAAAUUGGGCUAUUUUUUUAAAAGAAACAUUCUUUUCAACCUCAUUUUGCACCCUCUAAGGCCACAAUCCUGCACACAGGUUGCUUAAACUUCAUUGAAGCCAAUAAGUCUUAAGCAGCCACGAACUGCAGCCUUAGAGUCCAACCCCUGAAUAGGGGUUUAACAUGCACAUCAGUGAAAGGAAUACUGGACUCUUGGUCUUGAAUAGAAUAGAUACUUCCUUUGAGCUAAACACAUGCAACUGUAUUCAUAUUUAUUUAUUUCUGUGUUAAUGAUUUAUUCAUAUUUAUUUCCUUCAAUUUGAAGACAUUAGAUGCUGGGCAAAAGAUGUAGCACGUAUUUGUCUAGGAAUAACAAACUGAACAAAAAAAGAAAGGGAAAAGAUGUUGGCAGAAAACAUCCAUUAAAUUAGAGUUUACCAUAUAUUUCAAAUCCUACUUCUUAAAAGAUGGAAUUCUGGCUGUUGAUUCUGUUGAGUAUUUACUGUUUGCUUUCUCUUUGUGCCUUUUGGCAAGCCCCUCUGCAUGACUGGUGAGAGAGUGAGAGUGGAAGGAAAGGCUUUUGGAAAUCUUUUUUUUUUUCUCUGGAAAUGAUGCCUGCUAGAAAGCAACAGUGGAAUUGGAUGAAGGAGGCGCAUGAGUCAAUGGAGGUGCCGUAGGACGGGAUAAUAGAAGUUGAAAUGUUUGGAACGGACUCCCUUUCGCUAUCUCACUCGUUUCACAUUGUUUACUAUCCAAUGAAAAGGUCAGGGUGUCUUCAAAGUGUGUUUUGGAUCUUCAGGCUUAACAGGGCAUCUGCUACAAGUCCCUUUUCUAUGCAGGGAGUUGGCAGAGCAUUCCUAUAGGGGAGGGAGAAACCAAUUCAGAAAGGCCACCUUUUCCUAUGCCAUGCUGGAAAGGAGGGGGGGAAUGACAACUCCCCCCCCCUUGUGAUUUGGCCUUUUGUUGCUUCUUGCGGUUCCAAAAACCUUUCCUUCCCAUUUCUCCCAAUGGCAUAAUCCCCACCACCACCAUUCCAGGGCAUGUUGUGAGAAAGAAAGGGGCCACGAAUCCACAGCCUCUUCUAUCAUUGUUAGGUCUACUUUUCAGGACAGAAUGAGAUGUACACCUCAGGCAGCAGAUUUUGGGUGUCAUGAAAGGGGCAGUGAAAUGUUUAUUAUUUAGUUUGCCAUUGCAGUUUUACUGCCAGGGAAAGGAAGAUUUGUGUAUGGGGUUUUCAGGUGUCAAAAUAACUUGGGAGGCCUUGGUACUAUAUAUGCUUACUUGGGGUUGGUGAAAGGGAACUGUUUGCUGAUCCACCACGGGCAGCAAAAUGCCCUGGGAAGGCCCUGCACAUCACUGUCCCCUCCGAUGUUAGAGCUUGAUGUUGGAGAAGCACCAGCGGAGGCCUUUUCUGCAGCCACAAGUUGGAAGCUGUCAAAAGCAGAUUUCUCCCUCUCUCUUUGAGGGCAGCCCACUCCUUCCAUCCAUGGAGAAGGAGACCUGAAAAGUCCUCCAUCCCCUGGGACUUUAGAGGGCUGUGACCUAAGUGAUAAAACUUUCAGGUGCCCCCGUAUCAAGUUGCCAUGGAUUUGUGGAACCAAGAUGGCCAUGAUUUGCAGCAGUUUGUCAGCACGCUUGAUUGUAGUUAACUGACUUUUGUGAGCAACCAUAAGAGUAAAAAGUUACAGAAUGUAAAAUACAUAAGAUUGUUAAAAGGGGGUAGAUUGGAAUGUAACAGUAACUAGCUGCAAUUUUUAAAGGUUUUGCUAGGUACUUCAAAAAUCAGAGCCUUCCAAUAAAAUGAUCCUAUGCAUUAUUCAGAUUAGGGUAAGAAUAUAUAUAUAUAUAUGAAGUUCUACAGGUAAGGCAGGGGUGGAUAAAUUUAGGGUCUCCUGUUGUUGCUGGGCUACAAUUUGCCACACAGUCCAUCCUGGCCAGGGACUGAUGAGAGCUGGAGUCCAACAGCAUCUUGGGGAGUGGGCAUAGGUUAUCCACCCCUGAGAUAAUGAAUGUGUUGCUGAACAACUGCUUCCCAACAUAUGUAACUUGUAACCAUUUAUAUACUCUUAACUGAUUUGUUCUAUAUAAGUAUGGCUAGCCAAAAUGGUUGCUGAGUUUUGGAAAAUAUGUGGGUGUGUCAACCCAACUCCUGUGCUCACCAAAAUAAAAAAAAGGCAGAUGGACACACAUGGACUGCGUGUAGGAGGUUUGAUCAGUUUCCAGCAAAUGAUGCACAAGGCUACGCAAGGCAACUCCCUUUGCUUAGCCAAUCCCUGUGGGCAGUGGGAUGCACUGGUGGGACGUAAGCAGAAGGAUGGGGCAAGGAGCCACACCAAAUCCCAGGUGCUGUUGUCAGCUGCCUUCAUGGCUUCCAUGAACUCUGUUUCCACGUUCAGGGCAAAGAGGAGAGGGGACUUUAUCCUUUGAGGCUAUGGUCUUGGGGAGGCAUUUGCUUGUGCGAGAGAAGGGAGGAAAAAGGUCGAGAGAAGAUUUCCUUCUGCUUUGUUUUUCUCCAUUGAGUCUGUAAGUGCAUAAAAUAAAUGAUGUAUGUGUGCACACACUUCUGUCCCAUUUCUGUAACUUGAAUGCACACUGUGUGAAAGCAUCUCUGUGCAGGUGUCUCAUUAAGGUGAGAGAGAAAGGCAAAAAGACGUUUUCCACCUGCCAGCUGCAUCCCCUCACUGUGCAUGUGUAAUUCAUGGCGUGUAUGCCAUGUUUGUAUGUUUCUUUUGGUCCGUGCCUGUGUGCAUUCGCAGGAUGGGUGGAGUAGCUAGUUGCAGAUUCAUCUGGUAAGGCAGAGCUGUAGCAAUAGCUCCCUAGCUGCAGUGUUGUCACUGCUUACCGGGAGGCUGAAGUGGCAGCAAGGGCAGGACUGUGUUCUCUCAGUGCAUCUGAAUAGCUCCAACCUCACUGCCACCUGGCUCCUUCCCCUCCCAACAUGCAACAGCGCUGCAGCCGCCGCCAGGAUGCUAUUGCUGCGGUUUUGCUUAGCUCACCCUGGAUGAUCCAUGGCUUAAUUUCUCCACCCAUUCCCCAGCACUGCCAAUUAUUUCAGUCCUGUAUUAUAAUAUUUCUAGGCCAGUCUUUUAGACAAGAUCCCCACUGAGCUUUGUAUUGGGAGGGUGGGUUCGUAUAUAUUGCUUUUGAGAGCAUUAAAAACAAAAAAAGAGUUUGAAGCCAUCCCAAUGUGUCUGCAUCUUUUGUUUGAGGUAGUCUGUUGCUCUUGGAACACAAUGAAGUAGUAAAUUUAUGAAUUGUAACUUUUGUUAAGUGUUAAAGGGUUUGGUACUUGUACAGGGGAACAUUUUUUUUAGAAUUGAAAAUUCCUGAGCCAUUGGAUUCUGUAUUAAAAUUCUGGACAGAAUCAGGUUCUGAUGAAGCAUUCAUAAACAAAUUCAAGAUUGACUUGGCAUCAAUGCAGAGAUCAGGGAACUGGAGUGUUCUGAUUUUCCCCCAUUUGGUUGGAUGCAUUGAUCCAUUGUAUUUCCAUAAAGGGAUCGUGGACUUGUUCACAUUAUUCAUAAAAUAAUGUGGAGGAACUUGUGGUUCCUCCACAGUUCCUUAGUAUAUUGGAAAAGCUGGGAGAAUGGGUUCAGUGGUACAGAAUUUGCUUUGCAUGUAGAAGCUUCCAGGUUCUAUCCAUGACAUUUCAAGUUAGGGCCAGGACUCAGCGAGAUCCAUGCCUGAAACUCUCCCUAUGUACCUGAAGACAAUUGCAAGACUGGUUACUUACAAUGUCCUUGUCUUGAAGCGUUCUCUGUUUGCUUGGAAUAGAUCUAAACAUUACAGCACCAUGGUCUGCUCUAUCAGUACAUGCUUGGCAUGGUUAUGUGCAGAAAGGAGUGCAGAAAGGAGGUCUUCACUGGGGAUAUUGGUGCAAGCAGCACUGUACACUCGUCAUCGAGCUAUAUUUGCAUCAUGUGUAAGAACACGAGACGUAAGACGAGCCAACUGGAUCAGGCCCAUCUAAUCCAGGAUCCUGUACUCACAGAGACCAACCAGAUGCAAGAAAGACCUGAGUGCAACCACACUCUCUGCUCCUGUGAUUCUCAGCAUGAAGGAAGAACAUAGCCAUCAUGUGUAAUAAUAAUAAUAAUAAUAAUAAUUUAUUAUUUAUACCUCGCCCAUCUGGCUGGGUUUCCCCAGCCACUCUGGGCGGCUUCCAACUGAAUAUUAAAAACAGUACAGCAUCAGACAUUAAAAACCUCCCUAAAGAGGGCUGCCUUCAGUUGUCUUUUAAAUAGUUUUAAAAUAGUUGUUUAUUGCCUUGACAUCUGCUGGGAGGGCGUUCCACAGGGCAGGCGCCACUACCGAGAAGGCCCUCUGUCUGGUUCCCUGUAACCUUACUUCUCGCAAUGAGGGAACCGCCAGAACGCCCUCGGCGCUGGAUCUCAGUGUAGAAGCUUUUAUAUUAUACCCUUUAUACCCUGAGCAAGCAUUUGAUUUAAGAAUAUAAUGAUUAUAUGGAGGGCAGCAGGGAGGCCUGUGUUUUGUUUCCCCCCUUUAAAAUUUAAAGAAAACAUUUAUUACGCAUGAUUUCUAUUCCAUCAGGUUUUCUCCUGUAACAAUGGUAUGGAUUUGAAGUAAAUGUUUAUCUUGUGCCCGUUCUCUCCAGCCUGCCAGUUGGGCUGCAAUCAUGGAAAAGUUCUGCAUUUUACAAACAACUUAAGAAACAUGUCCAUGUCAGCUCUGUAUUUUAACCAAUGCUGAGGAUCAAACUUUUUCUGCGAUUAAAUUUGAUUUGUUUACAUUGUGGCAAUGGAAAUCUCAUGAAGCAUCAUCAGGUCAAAAUGAUGAGGGGGAAAUGACCUCAUGGUAAGUUUCUUUCAUUGGUUGGUGGAAACACGAACAAUUUCAAAGGCACAUACUUCCAUUUAACUUGUUUAGGAAUUGACUUUAGGGGUUCUUAGAAGCGUCCUUAGGAAUCGACAGAAUACAUCUUAGGCUAAAUCAGCAACUAAAAGUCAGAACCUGUGUUGUGGCACCGCACGAGUAAUACUAGAGAGUUGCAUUGAACUGACUGGGUUCAAAGACUUCCAAAAUGUUUAAUAAGACCAUAGUCUUACUGUAUAGAAAGUCUACAUGCUACACCUGGACUUGUUUCGAUUAAUGUCUGCAGGAGACUUUUUGGAUAUUUAAGUUAUAGUUAGUAAAAUCUUAAUAAUUAUUCAUAAAGGAAACAGUUUAUAAGAAGUAAAUAAGGAGGUCAGAUACAGGGUAAAGGAAGUCUUUUAUUUGGUUGUUUGUAUUGUUGUAUGUUAUGCUCACUGUAUGUUAUGUUCAUGUUCAAGAAAGAAAGAAAGUCUACAUGCUACAGACAUUAUUGGAAACAAGAUAUAUAUUUAUAAGAAUAUAUUUUAUAUAUAAAUAUUUAUAAGAAUAUGUCAGGCCCAUCUUCCUUCUGAACUGAAAUCCUUGUUUGUGUACAACAAAAUAGCUGGUAACGAAAUCUGCAGCCUUAACCAUGUCUACGUAGAAAUACAUCCCACUGAAUUCAAUGUGGCUUCCUCCCAGAUAUGCGGGGUUGGGAUUGCAGCCUAUUUAUAUCUGCUUAUGCUAGGCAGGAGUCUGAAUAUGUGAGCUAUUUUGAGGUUCUGGCUAGAUUUUAUUGGGCUCUUGAAAAUUCUGCUCAUUUCAUUGCCCUUCUGUAUGUGGCCCCCACAAAAGAAUCAAGGGAAGCAGCGGAUCUUCUCUGUUUCUCAGAGGACCUUGCAGCAUCUCCUCUUGCAGCAGUCUGAGGCUUAUACCCACCAUACACUUAAAGCACUUGACUUCCCCAAAAGAUCAUGGGAAGUGCAGCUUACCUUUCACAGAGCUGCGAUUCCCAGCUCCCAGGGGGAAGCCAUGUGCUUUAAAUGUAGAGCACGCAUGAUGCCUGAGAAAUGCACCUGAGGACCCUGUCUCUCACAGAGAGUCAAGUACCUAUCAAGUUCCUCCUUUAGUGAGAGUAAGACUCAGAUGUAGUAUCCCUGUGGAUGCUGACCUAAGUAAGAUCUUGAAGUUCUGGCUCAGGGUUCUUUUCAGACAUUGGCCACCUCUGUAACCCAAUCACCUCUAGUGCUAUAUAUGCCCCGCUCCUUAUAGCAGCGCGACCCACAUGCUUAGGACAGGAAGUGAGGACCUCUUCCAUCCAAUUACAAUUUCAGGUGGACUUUGGACAGGCAGGACACUACACCCUCACAAAAAGUAGUCAGCUGGAUUUUGACUAAGCAGAAAUAGACAGGAUUUGUGCUAGCACAGGGGAUUCUUUUAAGGCCUGGGAAUGAGCUUAAUGCUAAUUCAGUAGGAAGUCUCCCACGGUCAGAAAGCGGUGGGCAACGUUGCUUCCAGAAGCUUUCCCAUAUCACUCAUGCCCAAACCCAACCAGGCAUUAUGACGACGGUGAUUUAAACAGCACUUAAAAUAAGCCGAGUGCUUUUGCAGGGAAUUAAAAACGACAAGCUCCCUUUCCUGAAGACUCAUCAUCUGAACACAGAUGAGACUUAAGAGGGAAGGGGGUGACGGAAAGGUGAGGCAAAUAUGUGAAAUAAUGCAUCAUUUAUAAAGCAUGGGGUUUUCGUGAGUGAGCUAUCGUUCCGACUUAAUAGAAUUUCCCUUCCUUUGCAAAAAGAAAGAAAGAAAGAAAAAAGGCGGCUUCUGUCAGAUGGCAACUGGAAGGCGCAUUUCCUUUAGUGGCUCUGCAGACACCAUUUUAUUGCUCAUUCAGAAUUAGUUGCGCUUGUGGUGCUAUCUGGGUGGGCACAAAUGACCCUGUUAGUACCGUUUGCACCUUCAAAUGUCUUGGGGCAGCCAUACUGCUUCAUUCCCAACCAGUGCUUAUCCCAUAGCUUCCAGCUGAAAUCCCAUAAUGUUUUAUAUGGAAUUGUUCAGGUUUAUUUUCAUCCCAAUUUUGUCGCACCCUUAGCUUUCUCAAUAGAAAUUCAGAUGUAGCAAACUGAAUCAGAACAAAUCCAUCACUAAGGCACUAUUAUUGUGAGUCGAAGCCCCAUCCCUUGCUUUAUGAUGAAAUAAGACACAUUGACACUGGCGGAGGAAGAGGAGUGCGGGGGGAGCGCACCGCCCCCGGCAGCGCAAUCCUGGUGGGGUGCUAUCGCAGCUGCCCCCCACAUGCACUGGGCGCCAUGCCCCCACGGUCGAUGAGCCCUGCCCCCAGGAUGCACGCCAUGCCCCCAGGAUGCAUGCCAGCCCCACCCCCACCUGCUCUCUGCCUCCCGGUUCUGGAGCAUGAAGCUCUGCCACUGCACAUGGAAACCAGUAUUUUAGGUUAAUGGGCUAAAAAUGGCCACAACUUUAUUUGUUACAGAAUGUGAGUGGUAUUGGCUUAGGCAUUGGAUCUGAACAGACUAUACUUCACUCCAACAGGCUGAGCGGCUGUCCCGCGUUUGCUUAAGAGCGGCAAAUCACAUCCUCCAGCCAAUUGCUGGAUUGGUUGGCUGAGGGCAUGAUGGAGGCCCGGGACUUCCUGUCACGCAGUGGGCCAUCCACACCCCCUGCGAAGCAUGGGAAACAAGACCCGUUCACAACUCCUCCCCUCGGGGAAGAGGAGAGGCUUUGUGUCAAUAACAUGCCGUAGAAAACAACCUCAACAAAACAGCAGUGUGGAAGGACCUGUGAGUGUCCUUUCCUUUGACACUCAGCAGUUGUUCCAAAUCCAGGUCCUCCAGCAGCACAAAGUAGACAAAGCUGUGGGUGGGUUCAGGCUAGCUGACGACUGAGCAUUUUUCUGUACUGAGAAGGAUGAAGCAAUAAUCUCCCAAGAUGGGUGUGUGCCUUGCUGCAAACUGAGAAUAUUUCAAUGAAGUUGAAGCUGGUGGAAAUUAGAAUACUGUUCCAUAUGACAAGGAGUGUGGACGAAUGUAACCUCAACGCUCAUGGAACUCUGAGGCAUCUGAAAGGGGUGUGGCAAUAGACAGAAGACUAGUGUGUAUUUAUUGUAAUGGUUUAUAUUCUAGCUCUCAGAAAACUAAUUGAUCCAAAGUGGCCUAUGAGUGGCAUUUUUUUAAAAAACAACAACCCCACAAUAAACAAUAUCAAGAUAGAAAAAAUCAUCAGGACCCUGCUCAUAGAGGAGUUGAUGUUAGGUGACCUAGGUGGUGAUGGUGGGGUAGAGAGAAAGUCCAGCUAGAGGAGACUUUGAGGAGGCUAUUGCUGGUAUUUUUUCUUCAUCCUGGAAAACUUUCCAUAGGACUACUGAAGGGGGAGGACUGUAGCUCAGUAGCAGAACAUCUACUUUGAAUGCAGAAGGUCCCUGCAUCUUCAGGUAGGACUGGGAAGAAAACCUUGCCUGAAAUCCUGGAGGCUCUGUCAGUCAGUUCAGAUGAUACUGAGGUAGUUUGGCCAAUGGUCUAGCUGUUCUAUGAUGGUAAGAACAUCCCUGUACGGGAGGGAGGAGGCAGUCCAGCUGCGACAGGCUCUGAUAUGGUUUGCCUUCAUAAUGUCCCUUCUGUGACCUGCUGCUUAAUAGAGAACAAUGGAUCAUUUCACUGCUUGAUAGGAUGUAGUGAUGGUGUUUCUGGAGAAGAGUUCAACAACAGAGAAUGGUCAAUCAUAUCAAAAUAAGACAUUACUGAAAUAGCAAAGUUAUACCGCUCCUCUCAAUUGCUAUGAGAAGAAAAGCAAAUAAUAUUCCUAAAAGAUUCCCAAAUGCUCUAUGUAAUUAAAUUGGUGGGAUUAUAUUAGCUAGAGGUGAGACAAAAUCCUGUGCCUUUCAAUAUUGUAAGGGCAAAUAAAAUGUAAUAUAUUUCUUGGGUGGAAAGUACUUCACUGUUGGAAAAAGCAUGAAACUUGUGCUGGCAAACCAGAACUGAUAUUAUUUUGUCACAUUAAUUGUAGACCUGAGCUGCAAUUAUUCAGCCUUGGCUGUUAUAUGGGGUGUGUGUGUAUGUAUUGGAUUGCUUUUGAUCUUUGCUCUUGUUUUAUUAUAUAUUUGUGUCCUCAUUUUGUGUUUUACGCUGUGAACCACCCUGUGAUCUUUGGAUGAAGGGCAGUAUAUAAAUUGUAACAACCACAGAAGCAAUAUAUGGAAAAACACUGAACGCCCCACCCCGAGAUGAAACCUUUGGGGCUAAAGCCCUGUGAACAUAAAACAAUUAAUUUAAUCAGAAAUAUGGGCCUCUUGGGUAAGCAAGAGUUAAUUUAUCUGUCUAAGCAGAAAGAGACACCCAUGAGGAGGCUGUACCUCUUUCUGACGUAUGUCAAAUGGAGCAAAGUUAUAAUGUGCUAAUCGAGCAAUGACUCUGCCAGGAUAUAAAUAUGGUCAGUUUGGAAAUGCAUUUUACAUUUUGGUUUGUUGCCAGUGUCACUCUCUUAAUAAACCUUGUCCCUUCUGGACCAUGCAGCUGCCUUUGCAGGCUCUGUCUCUCUGAAUGCCUCCUUCAAUGAAGGUUGAACCCCAAAGGGACUUGGGUCAGCUACCACUUUCUCAAAGGAACACAGAGAUUUUCCUCUCUCUCUCCCUCUCCCCCCCCCCCCCCGGGAAGCCAUGGCUUUAAUAUUUGAAAUGGCCCCAUGAAGGUUGGGUGCCUUGCAUGCAUGUUCAUUAUUAGGCAGCCCUGAUUCAGCUAGAUGGUAGCAGAUGACCUUAGGUUCUAUUGCUUUCAGUGGAACCUGUAGUCCAAUUCUGUGCCUAUUCAUUGUAGUCAGUGAGGAUUAUUCCCAAGUAAGAGUCCUUUAGCUUCCAGUCUUUAGGUGGAUUGGGGCUACUGAUUAUAGUAGUGGGUGGCUAGCUUGCAGGCUUUAAUCCAUCCUUCCCGCACAAAAAGAUCUGCUGUAGCCCCAGUCACCAUUUUAAAUUUCUGCUAAAAAUACUGAUUUCUGGUGUAAUACCAUGAUGCCAAACAAUUUUCUCAGUUUUCAUUUUUUUAAAAUAAAAAUGCCAUUUAUGUUGUGAACUGCCCUGUGAUCUUUGGAUGAAGGAUGGUAUACAAAUUUAAAUAAAUAAAUAACAUUAUGCACAUUUUAAGUAAAUUUAAUAAUGGAUAAAUGAUUCGAAAGAGUGUAAAAUAGCUGACGGGGGAAGCCAUUAGGAAGUCAGCCUUAAGAACUGCAGUUCUCAUCACAUCCGCUUUGACAUGUGGCCUCUGGAGGGUGGACAACAGUUCAUUGCAGCCCUUGACUAAAAAAAAAUCUAAGCUCCCUGGACUAUAGCAUUGCAAUAUGCACAUGUGAAUGCUCCUUCCGAGAUGACUUGUUGUCGUGAAAAUUUUGCAUCAGCUGCUGUCAGUUCAAAUGCCAUAUUCUUCAUUGUAGGUGCUAAGUGUUGAGAACUUAAGUGAUGUGAGAUUGAGGCCAGUUCCAAAGUGGCCCACGUGUAUUCAUCCCAAUAAUUCAAUUCCAUAUGAAAGGGAUGAUGAACCAGUGGUUCUCCAAACAUUCUCUAUCAUCCUCAGCCAGCUGGGACAAAUGUAAAGGAUAACAGAAGUUGCAGUCCAACAAUAUCCAGAGGGUUAUACAUUCCCCAUCCCAGCUGUACAUCUCACUGAAUGCAGUGGGGCUUACUUGCAAGUAAACCUGCAUAGGGCUUGUCUGCAUGUCUCCCAUAGCUGUCAAUGUUUUCCAUUUUUUGAGGGAGAUUCCCUUAUUCUGAAUAGGAUUCCUUGCAAGAAAAGGGAAAAGUUGACAGCUAUGAUGUCUCCUAGCACAUAAUCCUAAAUAUUCAGUUCAUAUAUUUGUUAGUAUCUUCCAUUAUGGUAUUUGACAUAGUAGUCUAACACGAUCUGUUGUUGCUCAUUCAAGCUCCAGAAUUUAAGAGAAACAACGAAGGUUCUGAAAGCCCCAGGUAAAUAUGAUUGUCACUGUUUAAUUCACAGGAGCAGUGAGUGGUAGCAGAUUCGAAGAUGUCGUCUACAGUGCCGUUCUACCAAAGGAGGCACAAGCACUUUGACCAGUCCUAUCGCAAUAUUCAGACCAGGUAUUUGCUUCAGGAAUAUUCAGCAAGAAGGUAAGUGCCAUACUUCUGGGUCUGGGUUUGGUGGGGCCAAAGCAUGAUAAAUUCACAAUAAAUACAGGACAACCACUCGGGAUUUAAACAGGCUAUAACUUUAUUGAUUACAGGUGCUAAGCAGGUUUUGGCACAGGCAUUGGGUAUGUAUCCUGAAUCAACCAACCCAUCUGCUGGUUGAUUAAUCAGCAGGGUUAACCAAAGUUAAGGAUCACCCUAUGAUGUACAUCAAAUCAGGGCACAAGUUGUGCACGGUGGGUCUAAUGGCUCAGUCCUAAGAUGCGCAUCUGAGCCAACAGAUUUGAUUUGAUUUAUUUUCCAAGAACAUGUAUACACACACACAGACACACACACACACACACUCGCAAAACCAGAUGAGAGAGGAAAAGUAAUACAGAGUUUUGCAGUAAAAUAAUAAUAGCAAACCAGUGUACCAAAUGACAAUUGUGCUUCACUGAACAGCAAAUGGUUUUUAAAGUAGUCCUGCCAUAACAAAGAAUGAGAAGCUGGAGGGUUAUGGGAUCUGCCUCACUCUCUUGGCGUUGACUGGAAAUAUUGGUGUCAUACUGGAUAUAUGAGAAGCUUGACUUCUCCCUGCGCAAAUAGUUAAGAGAGGUGAAUGGAAAAGCUGUGACCUUCAGGUCAUGCUGAAGAACCGGGAGCGGUAUAAUGAUACAUUUUUGCAGUGCACAACCUCACCAUGACAGUCCAUAUAGCUGUGUCUUGAGAAGAGUCUAAAACAGAGGCAGCUAUGUUUAUCCAUUAUUAUAUACAUGUGCAAACAAUGCGUUACAUUGUAGUAUAUCCAUUUUAUUAGGAGCAGCAUGACUGUGAUUCUGUGCAUAGUUUUCUGGGAGCAAACUCUGUGAGUGUUUGCUUUUGACUGCUUAGGCUCAGCUUGUAAAACACCUUGAGUUUCAACCAAAGAUUUUCAGCCAGCUAAAAUGCAAUAUUUAGCUUUUAAAAAGAAAUACAAAUUUUUACCAGUUAAACUGAUAGUAGGAAGUAGGAACCACAUCAAAGAAACAGAAAGAAGUUUCCAGCCUUUGCUGGAUUAUUUUCCUCCUUCUCCAACUUCCUCUAAGCUGUCACAAAAGCAAUUUGAAAACCUCAUUAUCACUUUGUUCACUCGGUGGUGUUAGGCAGGUCCACUCAAGUUACUUUUUCCUCCAGCAGAUGCCAUCAUUGUUCCUGUUCUGAAAAAAAGUCACGGAGCUGCAUUCAUCUGUGCUUUCCCUUCACCAUAGAACUGGAGCAUCUGUCUUAAGGCUUCUGUUAGCGAAGAGGAGCUUGUUAGGUUCUCAGUUCAAAUUCAGUUACCUCUCUAGUCUGAAACAACCAUGACCUUUUAUUGCCAUUUGGAUAACUUCUCCCCCUCCAUUUUAGCAACUGGGCAAAAGAAAAUCUGAAACGUAUUUCAUUUAUGCAAGUGAACCAAUGACUAGUUUUUUGAUUUCCCCAGAAAGACAUGGAAAUCUUAACACUGCGUUAUCGUAAAAGUUGUUAUCAUUGCUUUGCAUAUAAGGGCUGCUUCCAGACAAGCUGCUUCUAGACAUGCUGUUUCCUAUUCUGCACCUGCCGAUGUGGGAAGGACAACGUGUCGCUUGUGUGCCAGGAGACUUCAUCAUGUCUCAUCUGAAGAGGAGUCACACGAAUCCCAGGCAAUGAGGUAAAGCUUUCUUCAGCCAGGAUAUAAAAGUAAGGAAAGUGAUGGUGGAAAAGACUCAGUGAUUCAUAGGAAGCUGUCUUAUACCAGGCCAGACUAUUCAUCCAGUAUUGUCUCUUCAGCCCAGUAUUGUCUCUUCAGGUUCCUUUUAAUUGCUGAUGCCCAAGAUUGAACCUUGGAGCUUCUAUAAACAAAGCAUGUCACCUACCAUGGAGCUAUAGUCCCUCCCUUAAUCACUACCCUAUUGAUUGGCUGAGCUGUCUAAGAAUGGUGCAAAUGCCAUUGGCUAAUGUUCUCAGACCACCAAUGGGAAACCUCAGGCCUGAAGGCCAGAUGCAGACCUCUCUGUCUGUCCCUUGGAGCUCUCUGUGGGCCACACCCCCUCUUCAGGCCACACCUCUCAUGAGCUCUGCUUUGCACUCCCUUUGAGUAUUUUGGCUUCAUUGUGUCCAACUCUAUUAAUGCUUUUUCUUUUCUUCCUUGGAUGGAGGAUAGAGAAGGCUGCAUGUGUGUGUUUGCGUAGAGACUAGCCUAAUGUUCAAAGGUUUUGUUUUUUAAAAUUUCAUUGGUUGCUCUGCCAACUUUUGCUUAUGGCCCAGAAAAAGUUUGCCUAGCCCUGCCACAGAGAGAGGCAGAGAAGCAGAAGGAAAUAGGUAAAGGGGAGGAGAAGGAACCAGAGUCUGAGAAGGCAGAAGACCAGGAGAAAGGGCAAGAUAAGAGGGGAGUGUUGGAGGAGGAAAAAUUUGAUCCAAAUGAAUAAGGAGGAGAAAGGCAAAAGGAGGAAUAUGAGACGACCAGCAGGAGGGAGGAUGGGUAUAGAAGAGAAAUGCUUACAUGGCCAAGAGCUGCAGUAGCAAGGAAGGGUGAAGUUCGCAUUUUGAUUUGAGGUUCCAAUCCAGAUCAUUGACAAGGAGUUCCUAGUUUUCCUUUCAGUUUUCAUAUGUGUUGCCUUUGGGUCUCUGGCACCCAAGAAUUGUGUUUUGUCAGGCACAUCAGUAAAUGUGCCUUGGGGCAUAUUUAUAAUGGCCGACUACAGCAUCCUCCCUACUUCCCCACUGAAGUCCUCAAACAGGAAAGGAAAUCAUUUCCUACGUUAAGAACUCUCAAAACCUCCUGAAACACCCAUGAGGAGCAGUUUUGUUGGCAGAACUGUCAACAUGACAAGAUGCUUGUAGUGUCCUGGGCUCCUUAUUAAUUUAUUAGGCCUGGAAUACUGAAGCAUUGAGUGUCUCGUAAAUCUCAUAGCUGACAUAUGCCCGUACUGAAAAUAGACUUUAAAAAUUGGAUUAAGUAUGAAUCUGCACUGAAAUGUGUGUGUGUCUGUAUGUGUGUGGAGUGUAAGCAACUGUGCUAAGUUCUUGCUAAAGGCCAAAACUAUAUGUUUGGGCAACUUACUCAUAAUAUAGUUAUCUUCCCCCCUUCCUAUUUAUCAUUGGGGGAGCUUAAGGUGACAUCUCAGUUUCAGCCGAGAGAUGUACUCCUGUAAUAAAUAUGCUGACAGCCCUGUUCCUGUUUUGUGUGAGUGGCUGUACGGCCACUGACGUAUUGCACAACAAAUACUCCCCAGGGACAUGGACAUGGCAUGUCAUGAAAGGUAGAGUUAUAGAGAGAUUGCCGUUCCUCUUCCUUUCAGACAAGUUAAGGGUCCCCAAGUGACCUGCUGGCAGCCCCUUGACAUCACAGCGGGUGGAAUAUGAAUGCUGAUCUCGGUUUAAAUAAUAAAUCUAAAUUUGAAGAUGUAGUCUAUUCUGCUGCAAGGGACUAAGGGUGAUUUCCAACUAUGUGGCUACUCAGAAUAGACCCAAUGAAAUUAAUGGAUGUAAGUUAGGCAACUUCAUUAAUUUCAGUGGGUUUACUUAAUUUGUAAGUAAGUCCAGCGUUGGAUACAGAAUGUAAAAAACCCCAGUACGUGAUUGCAUAUUACACCUUUGCAGAACGGUUGCCAUUAUUGUGCUACUCUGCUGUGAUCAGCUGUCAUGAUGCAUUAGAAUUGAAAUGCUUUCGAUCACACAGAGAGGCUGCGUCAGAUAGGUACUUCCCACCUUCGAAUCAGCGGCCCCAAUGGAGAAGGGAUGGAAGUACCCAUAGGAUUUGACCUACCAAUGCCAUAUUAACAAACUAGUUGUCUAUUCUUGGGGCAACCACACCACAGGAGUCCAAUCAGUGAUUUUAAAAAAGAUGAACAAUGGGGAGAAUAAUCUUAUGUUAGGGAUGAGAGAGAACGCCACCCAUGGUGGAAGCUGAGGGUGGGAAGAAAAGGCAAUUUUUACCACAAUGGUUCUGGUGUUAUCUCAUUUUCCAUCCUUUUUCAGGUUCCCUCCUAUUGGUUCUUAUGGGAGGGAAAUUCAGUAUGCUUCCUGGAUUAAAGAUUAAGACCUCCUGCAGGACCAUGGUUUUGCCCUCCCCCCCCCCUUAGGAUGCAUUUAUUUUUUUUAAAAAUGACCACGGGAGAUCGUGGUGUUGGAUCUCCCAUGGCACAUCUACUUGGGUAUAUAAAACUAUUCAGGCAGAAAAAUAACAAAAGUCUAAGAUGGGCUGCUCAAAUCCCAUUUUAUUAUCUCUCCAAGCACCCACCCUCAGCCCAGUUUCAACAGAUGAAUCUAAGAAGAGGUCUGCUGGACCGUAGUCUCAUGUAGUUCAGCACCCCAUUUUCACAGUGGCCAACCAAAUGAGGAGCUCAUAAGCAGGACCUAAGAGAAACACAACUCUCCCCACUUGUGAUCUGCAUCGGCUGGUAUUCAGAGGCCUCCUGCCCCUGCCCUGGCUUACUUCAGAUUCAAUUAAAGGGACUGAGGCUUGCUAGCAAUGACCUCAUUCUCUGUAACUGGGCAAAGUAACUGGGCUUUUUCAAGGCCUAAAGUAAUGACAUGAGUGUUUUUGACAGCUAUUGGCUAAGGGUCAAUGAAGGCCAAAGAAAUAAAAGAGCACUUCUUUGUACAAAAUCCAUGGACUUAUUUAAGAGACUUUUAGAUCUCCUUUUAGGACCACGACCUCACAAGGGAACUCCGUAAAACAGCAAUAAAGUCUGACAACAAUACAAUUACCAAUAACAACCCACAUUUAAAGUGUAAUCCUACACAAGGCUACUAGGAAGGAAGUCCGAUGGACUUCAGCAGGGCUUGAUUAUCUUUCAGCAGCAUUGCUAACUGCAUUAUCAACCUGUCUUCUCCCCCCUCCAAUUUCGGAAGCAGAACUAAGCAAAACAACGUGUAUGAGCAAUUUGGCAGAUACAAUAGAAGUCACAGGGCACUCUGUGUCGUUCUUAAAAGCACUCCACUCAUGUUUGAAGGCUGAAACACAGCUUGAAGGACAUAUUACUGGAGAACCAUCCUUGGCAGUGCCCUCCUUGAAAUCCCUUUUUUCACUCAACAUUUGAAACUAGGGCAACUGAGGGCAUGGUGGGGAAAGUAUGAGAGUGGCCGCAGGUAUAUGCUCUAGAUGCCCUCAGUAUAAUGUGUGAGCAGAUCUCAUGGGGCUGUACACUAUACACGUGUUAAGUGACCUGUGUGAUUGGGCACCCACCACCAAGGAUCUGAGACAGAACCAGAUUAAGACCUUCAGAGGCAUUUCCAAGAGUUUGGUGCCGCCAUAUAUAUCUAAUUCAAAAUAUAGGCACUAAUAAACCGUAGAAUAAAAUUUUAUUUUUUGAAAUGAAAUGAAACCUACAGUAAGAUGGAAAAAGAUGUUUCUUUUUGUAUACUUCCACUUGAUUUGUAUUUAUUAUGCUUAUAAUUGUGUACAGUGGUACCUCGGGUUACAUAUGCUUCAGGUUACAUAUGCUUCAGGUUACAGACUCCGCUAACCCAGAAAUAGUACCUCGGGUUAAGAACUUUGCUUCAGGAUGAGAACAGAAAUCAUGCUCCGGAGGCGUGGCGGCAGCAGGAGGUCCCAUUAGUUAAAGUGGUGCUUCAGGUUAAGAACAGUUUCAGGUUAAGAACGGAUCUCCAGAACGAAUUAAGUACUUAACCCGAGGUACCACUGUGUGUGUGUGUGUGUGUGUGUGUGUGUGUGUAUUCCCAUUUAUUGUGGGAGCCUUUUUUGUGGAACCUGGUUCAACUGCGCCAUAUGGUCCAUGGUAAUCCCAGCAAUGCAACAUUUCUGUGGUGCGCCCCCCUUCCCUUGAUGCCCUAAGCACAUGAUUAUUUUGCUUAAUGGUUAAUCCAUCCUUUAUCUGAGAGCUGGUGUGAGUGCAGUGGUUAGAACUGGAAAGACCCAGGUUCAAAUCCGUACUUAGCUCACUGGUUACUCUUGAGCCCUGUGGUUGAGGUGUGUGUUUUACUGCAAAUGUACAUGCUCUUCAAAGGAAAGGAGGGGUGCAAGUUUAAUUGCAUUACAUGGUAUAUUAAAUGUGAGUGGGUUAUGCCACCAUGACCCUGCUCUCUUGCCACUUUCAGCCAUCGUAGGUUGUGUGGAAAGGUUCAGCUAAGCCCCACAUAAAGAAGUGUCUCAGUGACAUUGGUGGAGCCACUCCAGCCCAGCACCAAUUAAGGUCUAAUUAGGUGAGCCACUCACAGCAAAGGAAGACGAGGAAGAAGAAGAUGCUGGAAUGCUUGUGCAUCUGCCCCUCAAGAUUCUUCUUGCAUUAUCCUGGGAAGGGAAAUAGUUCAGAGUACAGAAUCUGCAUCUCCUUAAUGCCACUAAUGAAACUCCAUAGCCUUCAUUUGUCUGCUGUAGAGUUUCAGUAACAACGUGAAGUCUUUGACGCUGGGUUCUUCUCAUGCUGUUUCCCCCCACCCCUCCUCUGGUCAUGCAGGGUUCAGGAGCAAAAGUCUCAGCACUGGAGCGAACAGAGAAGGAUCCGGUUUGUCACCAGCUUGUCCGCUUUGGAGGAGGAGAUGCGCACAGCCAGGCUCCUUGCCAGAGAACAACUGGACAGAAUCGCCAUACAGAGGAUGGUACUGUAAGAGGGUCUUUGUCCCUUCCUUAGUUUGUGGGCCUGCUCAAGCUCCUUCCUUGCUAAGAGCCUCUGGACUGCCUAGUUCUCCCCUCUUCCUAUUUAUUUAAUUUGUUUCCCCUCUUGCGCUGCAGGUAGAAGAGAAGAUGGCUUUGGAAAGGUAUACCGUUGAAGAGACCAUCAGCCGAGCCCCUGAAAUUUUGGUGCGGCUCCGGUCUCACACAGUCUGGGAGAAGAUGUCUGUCAGACUUUACUUCACUGUCCAGGGAUUUCCCACUCCUGUUGUACAAUGGUAAGGCUUUGACCCCUUUCCAGGAAUCUCAAAAUGGCGUGAGGCUUUACUCAUUUGGGAGCUUCGGCUCAGCUAUUAAGUGUCACAUACAUAAUGGCUAUGUUAAAAAUGCUUUGUAAUCCUCAAAGAAAUGCUGGAUGGGUGCUGUUGACAUUGCGGUUAAAGGAACCGAAGGCCCCGUCUUUGUACUGCAGACAUACACACAGUAGCUAUUUUGGAGCACAAAAGCUGUGGCACACUGGCCUAAUGGCUUAGAAAAGAAGGAGGGAAACCGCUCUACAAGUUUAAAACUCCUGCUGAUUUUAAUGGAGCAGCAUAGCAGCCCAAGACUACCAUUAUUGCUUUACAAUAAGAGUUAAAUGCUACAAAGUCACCUAAGAAAAUGUGAAUCAACUGGAACGACUGGUGUGAGAACAGUAGAGCAGGGAACAGUAGAGCAAUGCGAUCAUUGUAGUAAUCUAAAUGAGGGUGGGCAGACUUUAGGCUUGUGGAAUCUUUUUAUUUUUAGGGUUUUUUAAAUACUAAAACUCUUAAGGUCCACCAACUGAAACCUGGUGCAGAAGGCAUGCACUUCGAUUCAAAUAAUUCUGAGCCCAUGACAUUUUUGAGUACCAGAACUGGCCACACAUCUGAAGCUCUUUUCCAUUUCCACAGUAGAAUUUGGGAAAGGGGAGUCAUUGUAUUGCUGCCACUGUCAAGCUAGGAAUCCUUGCCAAUCCACUGCCAAUAUACCAGUAGAUGCUGCUGUAGCUUCUCCCGCAGCCUUGCUCUAAACCUUCUAUAAGCUGCAAGUGUCUAGGGUUCCCUCAAGAGAAGCACAUCUUAACAAGAAGAAGUAACUGUAAAUCACUCUCAGUGAGUCUGCCCAUGCAUGUUCACUGACAGUUCAGAUAUCACAUGUGUGAAACAGCCUUCACAGAUCAAACACUGUGGAAUUUUCACAUAAUAUAAUCUUGGAUCUCUUUUCGUCUGAAGACGUUCAUGUAUUCAGCUCAUAAUCAUCCAGUGAUAAGUCAAAGAGUGAAGAGGCAUUGGCAGUGUAUCCACAUGCCUGAAUGUGCCUGUAGUCUAACCUCCAUUCUGUUGACUACGGAGAAUGAGUGCCUUGAUUUCUCUUUUGUAACCAUCUGUUUCCUGGGAAACCUAUUUUCUGUUUCAUUAUUUUAGUCAUGACCUGUCUGUGGCUUAUUAUUAUGUUUAUCUUCAACCUUAUAUGAAGUAAUUAAGUCUGUGAGCAGUAUUAGGGAUGUAUAAGUAAUGUAUUUCCACUGUGUUUCCACAGUAGGUAAAAUGUUGCCUCCCCACUGUCCAGGGUUGCUAUCCUGCCAGUUGAUAUGUAUGUGAACGGUUCCUUUUACCCCUUGCCACCUGUCUUAGGAUCAUAGUAAGCUGCCUUACACUAAGACAAUUGGUCUACCAGUAUUGUCUAUACUGACUUGUGGAAGCUCCAGGAUUUCAGCAGAAAUCUUCUCUAUCAGCUCUUGGAGCUACUGGGGCUAAACCUGAGGCCUUAUGCAUGCAACACAGAUGCUCUACUGAUGAGUUACUGUCCUCCUCCUUUCCCUGCCAUUCUAAAGACAGAUUUGGUAAGGGCUGGUGAUGAAGAAAGACAGACGCUAGCAUAAAGCCAAACAGGGAGGCACACAGUUAGUCAUGCUCUUCCAGAUGUUUCAGGGAGAAAUAGGAUGUCAUAUUGCACCGUAGGGAAGCUUACUGCAUGAUGGCUGUAAUUCAGUGGUGCAAUAAUCACAUGCAGACUCCCAUGUGACUAUUAGCAUGACUAUUUGCUUAGGAAGUUCUCCUGUGCCUUUAAUAACUGUGCAGAAGAGGGAAUGAUUGCAGGAUAGCUUAUAAAUUUUCUAGGGGAGCUACUCUUAGAGAUUCUCUGUUAUGCAGCCAUUAAAGUGACAGAAGUCCUGUCUUCCUGCGUGCUCAGCCAUCCCAGCUGGAUUGAGCAGUGAGCCUAACUAAAUAAGAUUAUGGACAUCUAUGUUCAAUACACAUAGUUUGUACAUUUCCCCUACACCAUCCGUUCUAUAUACGUGCAGAAGGUCAUUGAAACGGGGCAAACAGCUUGUGUUCUUACCGUUGUUAUGUCCUAAAUGCCAUCGAAUUGCUCCUUACUUACUGUUGCAAUUUGUUUAUUGGUGCGAUCUGUCCUCUUUUCAUGUGUUAGGUAUAAAAAUGAAGAACUGAUUACUCCUGCAAGUGAGCCUGGGAAGUACACAAUCGAAAGCAAAUAUGGGGUGCAUGUCUUGGAUAUAAACCGGUAAGGAUAUAUUUUUCUUUUUUUGGGAAGUACGUUUAUGUGAAUAAAUGACCUCUAUAAAUAUAGUGUACUAUGCCACAGCAACUAUAGGGAGAGUCAGAUGACCACCCCAUGGAUUCAGAAAACAUGGACUGUGUGCGGCAGCCCCACACCCUUUGCAACCUAAACCUUGGCCACUUGUGUGAUUGGUGCAUGUGAAGGGACUGUACAUGAGAAAAAUCCUGAUAGGGCUUGAAUCCCCCAUGUGGAUGAGCUCUAUGUGAGCAUAUCUGUAUGUGCAUUGAGCACCAAACAUAGGGCAUACCUGUCAACUGUCCCGGGGGAAAAAAAUGGACAUUUUGUUUUCCCCCAUGAGAGCAUGGUGGCUAUUUGCUCUUGCCCGAUUUUGGGCCAAUAUCUCACUCCAAGAAAGCAUGUUUUCCAGGUCCAUGAUCUUGUACGGCACCCCAAAACAUGUGUUUUAGGGUGCUGUGCCCAAAGAACUGCUUUUUCAUGUCUGCAGUCUCAUGUGGUGCCCCAAAACAUGUGUUUUUGGGCAACAUGACUGAAAAAGCGUUUUUUUCUGGGUCCAUAAUCUUGCGCAGGUCAUGUGACUCACAUGGGAUUUUGGACCCGGAAGACGGUGUUCUGGAUUUGGGCUGCAUCACUUGGGAGGGUAUGGCCACUAUGAUCAUAGGGGAGAAAGAAGAUCAUCAGAACCUUCUAAUAUGUUACACAAACCAUUGGUCCUCUUAGACUAAGAAUGGAGGAAGUCUAUUGCAUUGGUAGGCACUGUAAAGUUCACAGUCUGCUUGGACCAUGACUUACCUGUAGUUAGUUGUUUCAAGGAAAAGUGGGCAAAAUAUUUUCUUGUGGGUGUGUGUGAGUGAGCCCAGGUGGAGACUUGCUUCAGGCAGAGCCUUGUGAAGGAGGGAGAUGAAAACCGGAAUGGCUGUCUGAAUGCUGUAGCACAACUUUUGGAAGUAUUGACCCAGGCUGGUGGCAGCACCGUUUGGACUCCAGAGCAAAACAGGCUGCAAAAUAACCAGAUAAAUUUGUGGCUCUUAUGUUGCUUGCCCCUGAUCUAAUGGAAAUUGAUGAAACAAAUCCUCAAUAUUACCAAGUGCAGGGAAAACCCUGCUGUAAACAGACAACACAAAUGAUUGUUUGGCCAGUCAGAUAAUUACAAAUCGAUCAGACUGCUGUCUUUGGCGGUCAGCAGCAAAUGCUGGCUGGAGUUUAAGUAGCCAUAAGCCAAUUUAAGGAAAGAGAAUGCUAAAGAAGCCAAAAGAAGAAGAAGCUAAAAUUGACUUUUAUGAUCAUGGGAAAUGCAAGCAAAGGCUAAUGCUUCAUUGUCUCAUAUCCACUUUCCAUAGGAAGGAUCAGGGGGGAAAUGUUAUUUUUUUCUCCUAGAAAUUAGGCAGAAACCUGUCUAAUAGCAGCUUGGAAUCUGCCUGAUUUAAUGUUUGUAUCUUUUUCUAGAACGGGUGACGGUCUUCUGUCCUUUUACAUUCAGGGAGAUGAUUUCCUCCUCUCCCCAGUAUCUUUCCAUGUUAUCAUUUCUUCUGACUUCUUAGGCGUCUUGGGGUCAAAUUGUAGAUGUGAUGGCAUUUAUGUCUUUAAGCUCUUGUGUGGUGGGAGGGGUAGCCAGCCUGGGGCUGUGACAUGGGGAGAGAAGGCUUUCACCCUUUGAUUCCAAGCUGGACCAUGGAUUAAAGCCCCCUCCUCAUACCAUAGUUCCAGUCUGGAUAUGCCCUCUCUCCAUGCCAGUGGUUUAUAAGCAAAGGCUAAAGGUGUGAAUCCCAUCACACUUAGUUUGCACCUGGAAAGGACAAUAAUCCCUGGAAAAGCCAGUGAAUGAAGUCUAGAUGCAUUUGGCUGAAAGGGUCUUCUUCUAAGUGUCUCUAUAUUUGUGUGACUGAAGGUGUGCUUGUGGGAAUUUGGACAUGUCUUGAGAUUGGAUGUUUUUGGUCCCUAUGCUUGUUUGCUUGGAUGAAGAAGAGAUUGAGGAGCAGGGAGUGGAUGCAUUUGGUGGUGCUAAUGGAAAAGAUGCUGCACUAAUGAAUCACUAAGAAACUUGCUGAAUAUAUAUAUAUUCAGGUGUGAUCAUUACUUAUUACUUUAUAUAAUUAGCUGGGAUAAAUUAAUGGGUACCAGUGAGCAACUGUGCUGUCCAGUGGAGACGCUCUCUUUCUUUUAUGGUUUUCUGAGGGCUUUUGUUCUCUUCUUUCCAUGUCUAUUUUCCUCUCUCUUACACACAACCUAAUAAAACUGCCCACCGAAACCAAAUCCGAUAGCUCAGUUGGUAGAGAAUGAGAUUCUUGAUCACAGGGCCAUGGGUUCAAAUCCUACAUCGGGCAAAAAUAUUCCUGAAUUGCAGGGGGGUUGGACUGGAUGAUGCUUGGGGUUUUUUUGAAUUUUUUUUAUUCCCCCCCCCACAAAUAUUUAAGCACACAAACAGAUAAACAAAGACAUAAACAAAUAAACAAACAUAAAUCAUAACCUUUUUGAGCCUUAAUCUAAUUAACAUUGUUAAGUGACUUCCUCAUAUCCCCAUGGUUGGGUUUCAAUGGAUAUCAUUUUAACGGUUUUCCAAUUCAGUAUUCUUAUAAAAUUUACUUAAUCGCUUAACAUCUUUCUUUCUAACCAAUUCAGUAUUCAACAUAUUGAAUCAUCACAAAUUACAUAUAUAAAUCCUAAGCCUAUCCGGUAUUUGCAAGGUCCCCCCCCCAAUUAAUUUAACUUAACAUAUUUAACUAAAUAUUCGUUGAAUUAUGUGUCCACCACAUAUUAGUAAUACAUCAUUAACUAUGUGCAUAUGUUUCUUUUUUCUUUUUUUACAUUCAUUUACUUGUUCCUUCUUUUCUCCAGUAAGCUCAAGGUGCUGUACAAUGUUCUUUUUAUCCAUUUUUAUCCUCACAACAACCCCUUGAAGCUGGUUAGGCUCAGAGUGUGACUGGUUCAUUCAACGACCUUCAUUGCCAAGGGGGCAUCUGAAUCUGGGCAUCCCCAGUUCUAGAAUAAAACUCUUAAAUAUCACUCCAGACUGCUGCUUAUUGCAGAUUAUGGUACAUAAUUAAUUGAAUUAAUUAACAGAGUCAUACUGUUGCAUCCAAAAAGGCACCUACAGCAACUUCUUCUACAGCUGAUGUUUGGUGCCGCUUCCCAAGUCUUUUGCGAUGUAGUAAUUUGGACAUCAGACUUUACAAUCCCCAUAUUAUAGAAAGGGGGAAUAUUUGGCGACAGCCAAGAAAAAUAAGUCCGAGAUCAGAAAAAGCUGAAUGGAGUGCUUUGGGCGUUCCCUCUUGAUAUUCAUUAACAAUCUUUGGAAUGGAAGGAGAAUGAAUUUUUUUAGUGUUGCAACAAGGUGUGUAUCUGUGCUUUGCACAAUGCAGUUUGUAUUCACUAGUAUCCAUGUAUACUCUUGAAUUAUGAUGUCCAGCCAUAAAUUUUAUUCCACAGUUUAACCCACUCCAUCUUUCAGAAAGCCAGGCAUUUGCAUUCAGGUGAAACUUACUGUCUAUCAUUCUUGUCCUGGACAAAAAACCCCAAAACUGAUCAUGGAUUUCCAUCACCUUCCUCUGCUUUCAUUUAAAACAGGCAUGCCCAAACUUGGCCCUCCAGAUGUUUUGGGACUACAACUCCCAUCAUCCCUAGCUAACAGGACCAGUGGUCAGGGAUGAUGGGAGUUGUGGUUCCAAAACAUCUGGAGGGCCAAGUUUGGCCUUGCCUGAUUUAAAACAUUUGGGGUUUUUUUUGGAAAAAUAACAACCCCACAUAAUUAGUGAAUGAAGACCACAGUUAUGAAGGAGAUUCAUUAUCUGAUCUUGCAUCUGUUUACAUUUUUUUGUGAAAAGUAGUCCAGAGGAGGUGGGGUCUUAUUAAGAUUUGAAGAUAUAUCCUGGAAAGUUGCAGACAUCUCUAGUGUCAUUUUUGGGUGGUGGUGGGGCUAUAGAAGAGCUAAGAUUCUCCGCCUAUUUCAGUAUUCUUCUCAGCUGUUCAUGCCAAUAUGCUGAGCUUCUAGUCAUCCGAUACUUGGCCACUUCAAGCAGCUUAGGAAUUUCUUGGCUGUCAUCUUAGUGGUUCUCUGAAGCUUAUGCAGAGAACUUUACCUUCUGAUGCAAGUGUGACAUUUAUUCCUAUGAAUAUACUGGGUGCUCCUUGGCUCCAGUGGAAAAAUUCUUGAGGAGCCAAAGAUGUGGCAUCACCCUAUCAUUUUUUUUAAAGUUGCAAUUGGACACUCUUCCAUCUGUCCAUUUGCCUGUCUCAGAGGACUCUGACAUCUGCACCAAAAUCUAGUCUCUCUCUCCCCCCCCCCCCCCAUUUUGGAUCCAUCAGCUCACUCUGUGUGGUUGUCUCUCUGUGUGUUUGUUUCAACAGCUAGGUGCUGCAGCGUUUAUUUUCAUAUACUGUGGCCUUUCAUAUUCCUUUUCCUGGAAUAAGCAGCAAAACAAAAUGGCAUCUCUUUCCCAUUCACUGCUUUUCAAUUGGUCAGUGUUUCUACUUCCUAUUGAAACCAGCAGCUGAGAUCCCAAUUUAUUAAAUUGUGCACCAUAUGUGAGAUUUCACUUAUGCGUAGCAUUUAUCCAGAUAUGAAGAACCUGUGACCGUGCAAGAUUUUUCUUCUGCCUGAGGCAAAAGAGCAAAUGGUGCCCAGUACCAAGUGUACUCAGUAUAUGUAGUACCAAAAGCUGGUCAAAUUAUUUUGGUACUUGAGGCAAAACAUCUCGUAAGGACAACUCUCCUUCCCUGGGAAUCAAAAUACAACCAAAAAAUUUAAAUAACUAGUCGUUUACUGCCCUUUCAUGACACUCCAAGCCACAGACCAGAAGUGGCAAUAUCACUCUGCCUAACAGUAAGAUGAGGCUUGGUUGUUGUACUCCAGUUCCCAUCAGCUCCAACUAGAAUGACCAUCAUGGAUGAUGGGAGUUAUAGUCCAAUACACUAUGGAGGCUAUAAGUUCCCCAUCCCUGAAGUAUGAUUUCAUAUCCUCUACCUUUGAAUUCAUAAAAUUAAUCAAUUUCAGAUCUCCCCUGCAUAUUAUUCUGUGGUUUCUGCUGUAUCAUCUACUGUGGCAAUACCUUAAUUGACUGCUUAAGACCCCAGUUCCUCAUGAACUGCUGCCACCCACAUGAACCCGCCUGGGGAGAUGAGGGAGCUGGCCAGGAACCCAGACAGCUGGUGUGGGGUCCUCUAAUCCUGGUGGAGGGAGGUCCCAAUUCAUUGGUUCCUCAGGAUCAUUGGCAAUGUAGAGAUCAGAUGGGGAGGGGUCGUGCUCCUUUGCUCUUUUUUGGAGGAGGCCUCAUGUUUGAGGACCAGGCAAAUGGAUACGAGGGUACAAUCAGUGCCGGAUUUACGUAUAAGCUAAACAAGCUAUAGCUUAGGGCCCCACUCUCUUGGGGCCCCCCAAAAAAAUUAAAGGGGAAAAACUGGAUGUACAUUUCCAAAAUAUAAGAUAAAAAACAAAUAAAAUAAAACAAAACCUACGUACAGUAACAGUGUUGUGUAGGCUCCUAUGAUGUAAGUAAUGGGCGCCGCAUAUAGCAUAUAUUCAACACAAAAAACAAUGACAGAUUGUUGUUGACAAAGGACAGCUGGACAUAUAAAGGGCCCCAUUACCUUCAGUACCUUAGGGCCUCAUCGAAGCUGGGUACGAUUCACCUUCCCUUCCGUUUGCUAACCUCUCAGGCAAAGUGCUAAUGCCCAAAUAGGAACUGUCAGUAAAUAUUUUCCCAACAAAGUUGUGCUCAUAAAAGAUAACUCACAUUUCUUUACUAUUUGUCAUGCGAAGACAGCAUCAACAACCUUGUUAUUGUCUAGGUACAGUCAGUGCAUGAUCUGUGUUUCCUUUAUUAGCAAGGCUGUUGCUAUUUCCACAGAGAGUUUCCACAGGUGUGCAAAAUAUAGAUAAGGAUCUAGUGGUGAUGAUGAAGAUAGGGAUCUAGUGGUGACAGCAACAGUAAAAAGGCUUCCCUUUACUCUUCAGAAAUAAACUGUUAUCAGGCACCUUUUGAUCCAAUCUAUAGGUACUGAAUUUUGGCUGUUCAUUUCAACUUUACAGAAGUCCAGAAACAAUUCUGAGUAUAGUUUGCCCUUUCAAAAAUUAUUUGAAGGAAUAGACAUUUAUCAGAAGUGAGCAGAAAUUUCGUUUUAGAUUAGCUGCUUUGAGUUCCCUUAGAAAGAAAAGUAGGAUAAUAAAAUAAAUAGUAUCCAUUGCAUCCACAGUACAGUCUUGUUUUUCUUUUUGUUUGUUUUUUGCUAAUGACUAUAAUUCACUUUUUGCAAUAUAACACACAAUUUUCAAGUCUCUGUGACUAUUAAAUUCCACCGAUUUGCCUCGAGUUUUUGCAAUGCAUGAGCAAUGAUCUGCCUCUAGGAGGAGCUACAACCCUUAGAUAUGACUACUGUAAAGUGAUUCCAGAGUUUACUGUCAUUCAUAAGCGAGUUAUCAAAAUGAAGUAGUGAACAUUUCACCUUUCAGUGAUGUCACAGACCAAAGGAAGUGCUCUGAUUGCAGAUCUUCACUUUAUUUUUCCUCUUCAUUCCCUCCUCUCCCUUCUCCUCACGCAAAGCAAGGCUGUGAAAUUGUUGCUUUCGCGAAAAGGUCCACUUCACACCACAAAAGCUAACCGGGCAUCCCAACUCUCUGUGUCAGUUAUCGUCUGUCAAAUCAGAAGCAAAUGUGAAAGCGAUAGUUAUAUCCUCUUUUUUCACCUUUCCUUAUCUAUAAUAUAUCUAUCUAAUCUCAAUAUGAUCUUUGGAGAGGAAAUCUGAAACUUCCUCUUUAAAGGCACAGAUGUUCAAAAUGUGGUCUCCUGACACUUAGGAGGAAAUUUGCCUAGUGAACAUGUUAGGAUAUACCUGGAUUUUACACAGAAGCAUCCAAGCACAUAUUCUCAAGUGCAUCACAAAAGUAUUGCAGUUUUUAAAAAACGUUUCUUGCAGGACACUGGGACCUGAAGACUCAGUGGAAGUGCAAUUUUAAAACAUGUUCCAAAGAGUUUGAUUCCUUCUCUGCCCAUCUUUAUGGCAUUGUUGUUGUUGUUUAGUCGUUUAGUUGUGUCCGACUCUUCGUGACUCCAUGGACCAGAGCAUGCCAGGCACUCCUGUCUUCCACCACCUCCCGCAGUUUGGUCAGGCUCAUGUUUGUAGCUUCAAGAACACUGUCCAACCAUCUCGUCCUCUGUCGUCCCCUUCUCCUUGUGCCCUCCAUCUUUCCCAGCAUCAGGCUCUUUUCCAGGGAGUCUUCUCUUCUCAUGAGGUGGCCAAAGUAUUGGAGCCUCAGCUUCAUGACCUGUCCUUCCAGUGAGCACUCAGGGCUGAUUUCCUUAAGAAUGGAUACGUUUGAUCUUAUUGCAGUCCAUGAAACUCUCAAGAGUCUCCUCCAGCACCAUAAUUCAAAAGCAUCAAUUCUUCGGCGAUCAGGCUUUUUUAUGGUCCAGCUCUCACUUCCAUACAUCACUACUGGGAAAACCAUGGCUUUAACUAUGCGGACCUUUGUUGGUAAGGUGAUGUCUCUGCUUAUUAAGAUGCUGUCUAGGUUUGCCAUCGCCUUUCUCCCAAGGAGCAGGCGUCUUUUAAUUUCGUGACUGCUGUCACCAUCUGCAGUGAUCAUAGAGCCCAAGAAAGUAAAAUCUCUCACUGCCUCCAUUUCUUCCCCUUCUAUUUGCCAGGAGGUGAUGGGCCCAAUGGCAUUUACUUUAUGGCAUUACUUGGGUCAAAUUCAUCUGUGGAAGUAGAAAGUCUGGUUUCUGCUAAAUGAGUAAUAUCAGACUACUUGCUGCAGUUUUGAACCUGAACCUGUAUUUCAGGGGUAGGAGGUUGUUUUUCAACCUGAGGGCUGCAUCCCUUUGUGGAAAAGCUUUUGGGGACCAUAUGCCAGUGGUGGGAGGUGCUGGAACCCACAUUGCGUGGAUUUAAUACCAAAAGUGUGCAGGGCCACCACCACUCUAUUUCUCUGAUAAACACACACAGGGGUGGUGCGUCCCAUUUUGCCUUGUGAGUUGAAACAGGAAGUGUCUGUGGAAAAGGGGCUGAGCCAGUUCUCCCUCCUCUGGCAAUCUCUGGCAGUCUAGUAAAAAGGUUUUGUAAGUACUGUGAACUUGUAUGCAUCUUUCCCUCUGACCUUUUUUAGAGCUCACUAUGAUGACACCGCUACCUACACCGCUGUGGCGACAAAUGUGCAUGGACAGGCAUCCACCAGUGCUGCUGUCGUCGUGAGGAGUAAGUAAGCUACAGAGACAGUCCAAAGAGAAAUACCCUCAAUGAAGCUUAAGUUGCCCGUGUCAGAACUGUUUGUCCCUUCCUUUCAGGGUUCAGAGGCGAUGAGGAGCCUUAUCCUGCUGGAGUUCUUCCUAUUACCUGUAAGUCCGCUUAGUAAUUUGAUGUAGUCGUAUGGGUGUCAGGAGUCUCCAUAGUACAUUUCCCCAGAAUCAUAAUAAAUUUUGCUUCAAGUCUGCUAUUGGGCACAAUUUAAGUUGGCAGUUUUAACCUAUACAGCUCUGACCAGCCUGGGGCCUGCCUAUCUUAGAAACACCUCAAUCUCAAUGAGCUCUUUGCACCGUUAGGAGAGGACUUCUUGUGGGUGCCAAAUAACAUUUGCUGGGGCUGUUGCGUGUCGAGGUCCCCAAGCCACCCCAAAUAAAACACAAUUCACACAUAAUUUUAGUUUAAGGGUUUUGGCAUAAUUUUGGCCACAACAUUAUUAAAAUACAAAAAAUGUGAGUGGUUGCUUAGGCAUUGGUUACGACUAUCUGACCCCGCAUGGGGACAGACUGACAUUUCGCACGACCGCGAAAGUCAGAAAGAGAGGACAUUUUGGGGAGAGCGAUGGAGAAGGGGACCUUCCCUCACCUCUCCCCAAAUGCUCCCAGGGGCUCUUGCGUGGCCCUAGCCCCUUGUCAGGGGUUCGGACAAAAGCAUGGCGAGCCCCUGGGUUCCUUUAACGGAAUUCCCUUGCAGCAGCAGCAUUAGAGGGGCAGGCACAGCCAAUCCAUGCCCCUCUACCAACCAAAUCCUAAAACCAAUGCCUAACCGCAACCUUACAAGUUGUGACGAUUUGCUAUGCAGUAGGCAAAAACCAAAUGGCACCAGCCAAUCAGCCAAAUGGACAAAAUUCCUACCGUGCCCCUGCCCCAAAAGCAGAUGACCCCAUGACAGGCAUAGCAAGGUCAGCAUGAACAAACCCUAAAUAUAGGGAGGCUGGGCGGGCAAUCCGAUGCGUGCAGCGAUGCGUGCAGCAGUGGGAGGGCAAUCCACUGCGCGCAGGGGUUUUAACAUUUCUAGCUGUCAAUCAGAAAAUGGCAACAUCAAAAUCUCCCCCACAACAAGGGGGGCCCAAUCACAACGGUGGCCAACUCAAUUUUACCCACCCAGUAACAGUGGGGUGUCCUGUAAGCUCCCACCGCAACACGUGCUCUCCAUUAAGGAGAACAUGCUAUAGCAGGACCUUCUAAGCCAAGGUUUCCCAAACUUGGGUCUCUAGCUGUUUUUGGACUACAUUUCCCAUCAUCCCUGACCACUGGGCCUGCUAGCUAGGGAUGAUAGGAGUUGUAGUCCAAAAACAGUUGGCGACCCAAGUUUGGGAAACCCUGUUCUAAGCAGUGCUCCUGGUCUGUGGAACUCCUUCCCAAAACAAGCUCACCAAAUGAUCAAUUCCUGAGGGAAAGUCUAAACUGUCCUAUGUUUGAUGCCUUGCUGGGGUUAUGCAUUUCUCUAUCUUGUUUUUUCUCCCUCUAUUACUGUAUUUCACGCUAGCUUCAUUCUUGUUUUGCUUACAGUGCCCAUGCCCCUGGACAUCUGCUUCUCCCAUUUUGAUGUUCAGUUCUUGGAGAGGUUUGGUGUCACCUUUGGUGUGGAAGGGGAAACGUUGACCCUCAGGUGUGAUCUGCUGAUCACACCAGAGCUGAAUCGCCUUCGACCUCGUGCUGAGUGGUACAGAGAUGGUAAGUUUUUCUUUCUUCAGGUGAAACAUGUGGCUGCUCUUAAAUGGCCGCUCACCUUUUUCUCAGGUGGGCGGUGGUUGCGGCCUUAAAGUUGUGGCCGUUUUAAAAUCCACAUUGUUGUUUGCUUGAGUUAUUUUAUCCCACUUCACUUUAGUCGCUGCCAGGGGAGGGGGCACUGCAACUGGGAACGCAGUUUUAUUUUGAAUUUUUCAAGGGGUAUAAUAUUGUGUGAUGUCAGUCAGAAACGUACUCUGUGGUUGUCCUUGGGUAGAUCCCUCAAGAGCACCAGACAUGUUGAUAGUGACUGCUAUCUCUCUGCAAAUCUUCAGUGUACUGUGAAUUAAUAGCAUUAGUCUAGAAAGCCAAUGGUAAAAGCCCUCUUGGGUAAGGGCGUUACUAAUGGACUGAUGAAUAUUUUUCUUUAAAAAGUACUGAUUUUUAGCACACUCAGCAUAGAUAAGUCUGGGUUUGCGUUCACUCCCUUGUACAAAUUGUUUCAUUUUUCUCAGUAUUAAAAUCUUUCCCUCCUCAUCUUUUUUCCCCUGAAUUAAUUAUACGAACGGAUAAGGUGGACUUCCGCAGUUUACUUCCUCUAAUUGGACUCAUGGGAAUUUUCUGCUUGCUCCAAAUUAUUAUAGUUUAAAGCAUUUAUUGGCUAUUAAACUCUGGGGAAUGAAGUAUGUAUAAAAAUCAGUUAAGUCAGAUCCUGUUUAUGAUUCACACAUUCUGGAAGUACAAAGAGACACAUUUCAGAUUUCUGCUGCUGAUUAACAUUACAGGAUUUCCAUUAUAAAAUACUUGGCAAAAGUAGGCUUGCCAUACAACAGGAAAAUUCACGACAUGUCCUGAUUUUGAGGUGUAAAAUUGGCAUCGUGGUUUUUAUACAGUAUAUGUUGGAAGCUGCCCAGAGUGGCUGGGGCAACCCAGUCAGAUGAGCGGGAUGUAAUAGCAAUAAUAAUAAUAAUAAUAAUAAUAAUAAUAAUAAUAAUAAUGUAAUAGGACAUCCCUAUUUUCAUUGGAGAAAUGUCAGAGGGUAUGGAUCCAGGAUAUGACCUACAACAUGCUUUCAGCCAAUGAUAUAUUGAGAUGGCCACUGGUUGUCACGGAAGCCAUGAAGUCCUCAGUUGGGACACUCAAGGUGGCCUUGGUAUGAAAGUUUUGUUUCCCAACACUACUCUGUGGGAGUUCUCCAACACCACCUCCUGGCCCCAGCACAAGGCACAAAUGACAUUACAAUCACUUAAUUGCAUAGGUGUUAAUUGCACAGUUAAUUGCACAGUUAAUUGCACAGUCUAAAAUAUUCUGACUUUUGAAAGUCGUCUGUGUAUUUCCAGACACAACUCGUGCAGAGAUCUAACAAGACCUUAUUGAUUAGACUAUAUCUGUAUAGAACAGUUCUCAGGAAGCUAAACAACCCCCUUGCCCUAAAAGUAGCCAAAUCAAUUAUUAAGGUAAGAGGUAAGAACUGGAAUCGGUGGGAUCUUCUUUAGCCAUGAUAAAAUAUUCUACACAUUUCAUUGCAUCAAUUGCACUAGUCAUACUGAUUAAUUUACAUUAAUUUUGAGUCACAACCUCUCACCUGUGAGAAAUUCAAACUUAAUUUGAUUCACUGCUCAGCAGGAAUGCCCUCAAGAUUUUAAAUUAAGUGUGUAUUUAUAGCAGACUUCAGAUUAAACUGAAAUCUGGCCUUAAGUCAUUUCCCCCCCUUCCAAUUUAAUCUGACACAUGCCUUGGAUAGAGAAGUUUAUUUAAAAGGAUCAAAAGUGCAUACACAGAGUGAUAACUCUUGAUUAGGUGUGUGCAAUCCAGCCAAAGUUAAGCAUAUUUAAAUCCCAUUGAUUUAUGUGGGAGAGCAAAGCCUGUGCUUAACUCGCUGCUGUUGAAAUCAAUAGGUCUUAAAAUACUUACCGUAACUUUGACUGGAUCGUUCCCUAGAUUAUGUUUUCAUGACACUGCUUCAAAAGGGUUCGUGGUUUUUUGGGUGAGGGGAAUGGGGUCCAGGUGAGAUGAUUUGUUUAAAAUGGCAGCGUUGAGACAUCUAGUCACCAGGUCUCUGAGGGACAGUCUUGAGUAGUGCAAAAAUAGAAUAUGCAUAUCUUUAUAUAAUUGGAGGUGGCAUGAAUUUGAAGGUUGACAGUUUGGUUCUUUAAAGAUAGAACUUUAAAAGAUACGGUGUAAAGUUUCUCCUGAAUACAUUUGCCCUAAAAUGACUAUCUCAAUGAUUCAGCACAGGUCAGAGUAGGAUCAGGGUCAGUCAGUCACUGCUAACCUGAUGAUAUGUGCAAAUCUGUUCCAGAUGUGCUUGUGAAAGAUUCCAAAUGGACAAAAACAUUCUUUGGAGAUGGCCGGGCAGCACUGUCCUUUACCCACCUGAACAAGGAUGACGAAGGCUUAUAUACGUUGCGUUUAGUUUCGAAAGGAGGAGUGAGUGAAUACAGUGCAUUUCUGUUUGUGAGAGGUAUGGUGUUCUUUGGUAUUGUUGUUGUUGUUGUUGUUUAGUCGUUUAGUCGUGUACGACUCUUCAUUACCCCAUGGACCAGAGCACGCCAGUCACUCCUGUCUUCCACUGCCUCCUGCAGCUUGGUCAAACUCAUGCUGGUAGCUUCGAGAACACUGUCCAACCAUCUCGUCCUCUGUUGUCCCCUUCUCCUUGUGCCCUCAAUCUUUCCCAACAUCAGGGUCUUUUCCAGGGGUCUUCUCUUCUCAUGAGGUAGCCAAAGUAUUGGAGCCUCAGCUUCAGGAUCUGUCCUUCCAGUGAGCACUCAGGGCUGAUUUCCUUAAGAAUGGAGAGGUUUGAUCUUCUUGCAGUCCAUGGGACUCUCAAGAGUCUCCUCCAGCACCAUAAUUCCAAAGCAUCAAUUAUUCAGCGAUCAGCCUUCUUUAUGGUCCAGCUCUCACUUCCAUACAUCACUACUUGGAAAACCAGAGCUUUAACUAUGCGGACCUUUGUUGGCAAGGUGUUAUUUGGUAUAUGGAACGAUUAUGCUUUGUUCUGCAUGUCUGAUCAUCAGAACUGGGAUUGGGGGGAGGUAGGCCACAACAGUCUAUCUUUACCAGAUGUCAUCACCAUGGGAAAUUAGGAAACAUGUCCCUUAGAGACACUCUCUUUCAGGGGUUAUGCUUGUUAUGGCUGACUAUCAUGCCAGAGCAUGGAUGCAACACUUGUGUGUCCACACCAUGGUGCUCGCAUGUACAGGAGAAUUCGAUUCAAUUCAUGUAAUGCCUGAGGGAGAAAAGAAAAAGGGGUUGCCUAAAUCAGAUGUGUAAAUGAAAAGGAGAGGAAUACAUUAAGAUAGAAUGAAGGUCACUAUUUGACCUCACAUUUGCGUUCACAAUUCCCCCUGGCAAGUCAGAAUAAGAUUAUGUGAGUCCAUAGAGGAAGGGGCUCCAUUUUAAAUUCCUUCUUUUAAAUGAGCACAUUUCUGUUAUGUGUAGCAUUAAAUACUUCGGGAGAAAUCCUCUGCUAUAAGCAGGCGAGCUACGCUGCAUUAUACUCUGUGACAGAAUAGCUCUGAUAAUAAACUUAUUUUCUUGCAAGUAUAAAUGAUUGCAGUAGAAUUUACUUCCAAGGAAGUUCACUCUGACUCCCAGCCUUAGAAAUACUGUGGGUUUUGGUUUUUUUACAUACAAAUCUUCUGUGCCAUUUGGUGUUGGGGGCAGGGCAAAGAUUUACCAUUUCUCUCUCUGAAACAAGUACCAAUGUCAUCUCAUAAAACUUCCUAGCUCUCCAUUUUCUGUUUUUGUUUUUCCCUUCACUGGAGCCAUACUUUUGUUUCUCCAGUAUAUUCUUUGCUCAUAAACUUACAUGGAAAAUUCCACCUCAGAGAAGACAAGAUGGCAGAAGGUGAAAGUUGAAUGUUCAUAGUGGCCAGCUCUGAUACAGGGAGAUGGAACCUGCGGCCCCCCAGACUCCAACUCCCAUCAUGCCUUGGCACUGGCUAUACUGAGGCUGAUGGGAGUUGGAGUCCAACAAGAUCUGGAGGUCAACAGAUUCUUGUUCUAAUACAUGCUCCCCAAUGAACGAAUCUCUGAACUAAGGGGGCUUCAGGGCAACGUGGGUGUUGAAGAUGUUUAUUUUCAUUUAAAAAAUAAUAAUUCCCAAAGAAAAGUGAACAUUAUUGAAAUUAAGACAGUUAUGAAAGGGCAGCCAAUCCACAUUUUGGGUAAGAAGCCCAACAUUGGUAAGAUAAAAAACAAUCUUGAGAGGAAAAUAUUCUCAAAGAGUCAGUAUUUCAACAGAUUAGCUAUAACAUCCAGAAUGAGCACUCACACUUUACACUGUGGGUGUCCUUUGUGGGAUUGCGCACAUUGUUACAGUUCCCAGGGAACUUCCUGGCAAACAGGGGCUGGUCUGCCUCUCAGUGUUAUUAUUUGGAGGUUUAUGCCCAGCCUCAGUAGUCAAGUUUCAUUGCUGGGAGCUGGGACCAGACCCAUUUAUAUAUAGGGGGUGGAGCCAACAGUAGCCAGGCAGUUGGCUCUGGAGAUUCACCCACCCUCCCCUCCCUUAGUUUAAUGUUUUCUUGUUUUCAGAUUAACUUUUUCUUCCUGUUUAGCGGGCACUGCUACGGUCUUUGACUGGUUGCUGUUGAGGGACCAGGAAGAAAUUUUCCUGCAUUGGCAGGUUUUGUCUUCCCCAUAGCAAUUCGUCACAACUUUGGUGGUUUAUGGCCUUGGGUGGAAUCCUUUAGUCUUUCCUUCCCUAUGGGGGGGGGCGUGAACUGGUGACUCACUCCCCUGCGGCGGUGAUUCCAGGGUCCCCUCUCAAAAGGGGUUUUAUAUAUAUAUAUAUAUAUGGGUGUCACUGGCCAUACACCGAAAGGUUGUCAGUGAACUACCCUGCGUGCGGGGGUAUGGGCUGGGCUUCCUGCAUACACAUACAUCUCGCAGUGCACCCCCAUAUCCCAUUUACCCUGAGGAGCCCCAGUUCCUCCGGCUGGGGGGCUGGGAGGGAUACAUGCCCAAGGCCUAAGCCAAGGUCUACAUCUGGAAGUUUAAUAAAGUUGUGGCCUAAUUUUAAUUCCAUAACACGUCAGAGUCUUUAGUCCUUCCUUAUGAUCCCUGGGGGCUGGGGCUGUCACGGCCUGGUCACGCAAACUGGAUAUUCUUUAAGGCCGAACCAUAGUGUCAUGUUGCUUUUUUGCAUACUCUUUCCUUAAUGCACACACAAUGUAUGUUCUGGAGGGACAUAUUUUCCUCUAUAUAAAAUCCCUUUAUACAGCUGGAUCUAUCAUGGCAUGAAAUGCCACUUCUUCCUUUUUUGCACGAAUGAUUUAUGACACAUAGCUUAUUGUCGCAAUGUCAGUUCCUCAGGUUUAGAGCUGAACUUCUUUUUAAAGCCACCAAAUUUAUGCCUCCCACCCCCCGGUUUAGUUUAAUUGAAACCCAGAAUCAUCAUCAUCAAGUUUAUUUUCCAAACAAUGCUCAAAGCAAUUCACAAGAAUAGGAAACAAAGCAAUAGGUAUAACAUAGUCAUAAAUAUCGCAAACACAUUUCAUAAAUAUGGUAAUUUAUAUCCACAUUAGCAAACUAACAGAAACAUUGCUCAUGGGUUUCAUAUACACGCACCCGCUGAGAAUAUCAACUGAAUUAUGGCUCAGAUGUCAUUAAAUCUACAUUUUUUGCUUGGUUUCAGAUGCUGAUGCCCUGGUAAUGGGGGCACCAGGAGCACCAAUGGAUGUGAAAUGUUAUGAUGCCAACAGAGAUUAUGUUAUUGUUACUUGGAAACCACCUAAUACAACCCAUGAAGCUCCAGUUAUUGGCUAUUUUGUGGACAGGUAUAUGUCUGGUGGGGUUGCUGUUUCUUUUGUACAUCAAACCCAUAAACAAUGAUUAAGGAGUGUAACACUGGUUUUUACUUGCUAUGGUGAAUUAAGAGCAGUAUCAUUCGGGUCUCUUUUAUUGCUCCUGUUUCUGUGUGGGGUUUAUGAUUUUGUCACCAAGUCUCCAGCCUCAGUUCCAGCCUUAUUUGAGCUGGGUCACACAAGCAGAUACAUGGGAUAGCCAUCUGGGAAAGCUCAGCAUGAAACUCUUAAUCUUAGGGUGCUAGUUCAAGCCCCACCUUGGGCAAAAAAUUCCUUCAUUGGACUAGUUGACCCAUGUGGUCUCUUCUAACUCUACAAUGCUAUGAUAAAUCACAUCUGAAUGUGUGUCAGCUCCAUGGACUCUUAUAAGUAUUUUACCACUACACUCCAUUAGUACCUUAACUUACAGCAGAACCCUGCUUUGCCACCCAAUGUUUCUAAAGUCACUGACCAGACUCCACAUUCAGCAUGGAUGUGUAUGGCAAGAAAUAACAUACAUGUCUUCAACAACCCUAAUAAACCACAUAAGAGGAAUUUUAUGCAUGGUUUUGCCAUUCCACUUUGUUUCACGUUCCUGGAGCAGUGUAGGAUCCUUGUCACAGAGAAGUAUCUUGUCUUCGGCAUUAGCUGGCUGUUACGAAAUGUUGGAAAGCUUUUUCUUCCCCUUGUCUUUUUGUCCCUUUCGAAAACCCAGAUGUGAAGUGGGUACUGAAAACUGGGUUCAGUGCAAUGAUGCUCCUGUUAAAAUCUGCAAAUAUCCAGUGACUGGGCUGUUUGAAGGGCGUUCCUACACAUUCCGUGUGAGGGCAGUCAACCAGGCUGGCAUCAGCAGGCCAUCUAGAAUCUCUGAAGCAGUGGCAGCUCUUGACCCAGUUGACUUGGAAAGAUUGCAAAGUAAGUAACAUGUGAACGAAAGAACUCUUCAGCAUUUAUUCAAGCUGCAACCUUACACAUAUUUACUAAGAGGUAUGUCCCACUGAUUUCAGAGGGACUUCUGCUUGUAUAAAAAUGUUGAGAAUUGCAUUGUAACCAAACUCUACAUACAUUAAACAUAAUAGAAACACCGCCACCCGACCCCACCCCCAUCCAUCUUAUCUCUCUCCACCCCCUUCUUUUUUCCUUUUUUUCUUCUCCCCCUAAUGCCUCAACAAAUGAAACGGAUUUGUAAAAAUGUUACAUGGGGGAAAAAAAUACGAGGCAUUACACUUACUUCUGUAAAACAAGAAAAUCCUUAAUAAAAUAGUUACUUCAUAAAGUAAAAAAAAAAAAGAAUUGCAUUGUAACUUAAUAUUUGAAAGGUGUUUUUUUUUUAAAAAAAAAGGAGAAGGAGAUUUUUUUUGUGGGGGAGUGGAGAGGUCUGUUCCACCUAUUAUCUUCACUAGAUAAGAAUAACACAAGGGAGCACCAACCUUGAUAUGCUUGGCUUUCUUGCUGUCAUAAUUAAAAGGUGCACUCUAUGAUCCAAAUGGGUUCCUUUUAUUUGUAUUAUUUCAACAUUCAAAAUUGAUUUUUCAGAUAUAGUACUCAACCCGUACAUCAGAAUAGUUUUCUACCACCAGUAAGCUCUUUCUCCUGCCUCUUCCCUCUGCAUCUUUAAAAGCCUUUGAAACUCCUCUUGAUUAUUUCAAGUGAAAAUAUAACUAAUCUGAUAUCAUUUGUAGAUUCCUCUAUGGAUGAUGCUUAACUCUUGCCCAGACAGCAAGGAGUGAUUUUCAUUUGUCUGGGGUUCUUAAAACAGCUUUUGUUCUGUUUAGUUUCUAUUUAACUUAUAACAAAGCAAUAACUAACAGGACAUGUUUAAUUUUGAAGAACUUUACCUCUGUUAUAAAUUGCUAGCUUCAAUCCCUUUUACAGUGAUUGCUUUCAUCAGUUAGACAAAGCUGAGGUCCUUAUAAAAAUGAUUUUUGCAACAAUCUAAUUCAACUUCAUCUUGCAAUUUAUGUAAGCUAUCUAAGGAGGUGCUCUUGAGUUCAAACCUGAGUACACAAGAAUUGCCUAAAUCAGGCAAAGUAGCCAUCUAUUUCUAACAGCAGGUAACCCAAUGUCUAUGGUAGACUAACAAACCAUCCAUGCUGAAGACAGGCAUUUCGUGUUGCUUGUCCUCCCAAAAUCUGAUAAUAAUAUGUGAUUCCAAUAUGAUGAUGAUAAUAUAUAACAUGGGAUUCUGUUCUUAGCUAUUAUGGCUUGUAAUCUGAUAGAAUUAUCUUCCAUUUCUCCCCCUAAGCUUUUUCAAAAAGACAUCUAACAGCAACACUACCACAAAAUCCAUAAACAACAUGAUGUUCUUUAAAGUACUUAAUUUUCAUUUCUUCUGAAUUAUUAAUUUGAUUGGAUGACCCCAAAGUCUCCUAUUUUAAGAGAGGCUAAGAUAUUUCCUAGUCAGAUCAUUACUUUCAUCUUUUUUAAAAACAACAAGGUAAGGUAAAGGACCCCUGGACGGUUAAGUCCAGUCAAAGGCGACUAUGGGGUGUGCUGCUCAUCUCUCAACAACAACAACAAUAUUACUUCAUUUUUGGUGGUGAUACCUCGUCAUCCCAGCCCCCAUCUGAAUCAAUAAAAUCAGACCAGUGGAGACAACAAUUGUAACCCUGAAUGAGAUUCCAGAUGUAAAAAAAUUCCACACUUCUGAGCGGUAUUAGCAAAUAGUGGUGCAUAAAAAUGAUGGUGGCUUUUGAAUAAAUGUAAUCUUUAGAAAAUGCAAAAGCAUUCAGAUAGCAUGCAGAGCUGAAUAAAAGAAUAAAUGUCUGUUUUGAUCUUCAGCUAUUCAUCUGGAAGGAGACAAACAGAUUGUAAUCUACCAAGAUGACCUUGAAGGUAUGUUCGUAAUUUGUGCCUUUGUACCUCUGCUCCCCUGCUGCCAUUUAUUUAGGAUUUUCUUGCCCCUGGUUGUCUUUCAGUUUUUCUCCGCUUGUCUUUGUGUGUUUCCCACCCAAUGAACUCUCAUUCCUCUUGCCUAUUUAAUGCAGAGCUAAAUAUAUGCACCUGUACACACAUAGACAAUAAUCUUGGGGGUGGAAAGCAGAAGAACCCGGCCUCUUGCAACACUGCAGCUCUGAAUAUUGAAGGAAGUAGGUUGCUGUUGCCCUGUGUACGUAAGCAAUUGCUGCACUAUCAGGCUACAUCUGUGACACCACUUCCACUAUCAUGGUUGCCCUCAAAGGAUCCUGGGAACUAAAGUUUGUGGUGGUGCUAAGUAUUCAUUUCCCCUGCCCCACCUGAACUAUAAUUCCAGGCUGUUAGAAUAGUUUAAGUCUGUCGAAUGAGUGUCAGUAUGCCUUCACAGAGCAGAUGUAUGGAAAGAUGGACCAGUUUAUUUCUAGUCCAUAAAACCAAUCACAUAAAUGUGGGUAGCAGCACUGAUAGACAAGGGGGGGGGGGAAUCCAAGGCGCUAGAAAUAGGGGUUUUCAUGAAUUUUUGUGGAGGGGAUCCUUCUUUCAGGGGCAUGUUUCUAGUAGCAAUUCUCAAAUACUAGGGAACCUCUAGUGACUGUAGCCCAUUUCACCUCCAUAUGUAUUCACUUCUAUUUCCACAUUAAUUUGUGUGAUUUCUUUUUUUAAAACUGCAUAAUUACAUACAUACAUACAUACAUACAUACAUAUAUAAACAUAUUUUUGAACAUGUUUUCUCUCAAAAUGCACACAUCUAAAUAUAUUUUAUCCCAACAUAUUUUUUUUGAGCUGAAAUUUUGCAAUAUUCAGAGAACUGUAAAAUCCAGUGUAUACCUAUAUUAUGAUCACACUAAUCUGGGAGAUACAGAUCAGGCCAGUUUAUACUGGAUUUUGCAAAUCUUGAAUUCUGCAAGUGUCCAAAGAUACCAACUCCUUUCUGCUUCUUUGACUGUGGAGCCUACAGGCAUAGAAAAAGUCUGGGACUUAACCAUUGCAGUUCUCAUUGGCAUGACUGGCAUAAACUGAAGCAGGGUUUUCACAACAGGGAUGCUAAAGGUCAGAGCACCUUCAUGCACUCAAAGGAAACCAUGGCCUGUGUGUCUUACAAUUUUUAAUAGGAGUCACUCUAGAAGUCUUCUCUCUGUGUGAUGGGGUCUUUCUUCCUGUUGGAUGUCUCAGGGGUUGGAUUCCAAAAGGAAGCGGGAGCUAUGGUCACAAUGCUUUGCUCGUGUGCUCAAGACAUCAAUUCUAUAAAACAUAUUUUGCUGCACUGUGUGAAAUAUGAGCAAGCCAGGGCUGAACUGAUAUUGCCCUUGCUGGUACCUUUCCCGGGAAAAUCAGAGGCUCACUAUGUCAGGUUCCUAUUGGAAGACCGGACAAACGUUAGAACAUUAGCACUGGCGAAGUUUUUAUCGGUGGUUGCAAGAACCAAUGAUUCCUAUCUUUAAGUCUGAACAAAAUGCUUAUUUAACCUGGAGGUAGGCUGUCUGAAUUGUGCAUUGCUUUGUAACGAUUUGCUGGGUCUCUGGACCGUAAUAAAGAUUGAUUGAUAUGGUCACAAUGAGGGGUGUGAUAUCUUUGCCCAGAAAAACAAAGGGGCAAAUGCAGUAGAAAUGGACAAACAGCCUUGCGUGUUUAUCCUUUGAGCAUUCCAUCUGGGUGUUGAUUCCCUCUGCCGCCCAUGACCCUAUAUUUUGGAAAUUCAAAAUAUGCAAUGCACCCUAAGUCCCUUUUCCCCAUCUCCAUUUCUGUGCAUGCAGAGGCAUGGAAACAGGAAAUGUGAUGACGUCGCAUCUUACCCUUUUCUUACUAGGCAUUGCAAGAGAAAGAUGAGGAAGGGUUUACUAUUUUUGGCAGCAUUCAGUCAUCUUUCCUAAAUUCUAGUUGCACCCUUCGGGACAAGAUAGGGAAUGAGGUGGGAACAAUAUCAGACACUUUUGCUGAGUUACAAGCAUGGAUUGGGCAAACUAAGGCAGUGUGGGCAGUCACUCUGAUCUCUGUCAUCUCUCAGUUUUCCCAAAUUAGGAAGUCUUAGAUUGUUGCUUGUUGGGAAUUUGAGGGCAAAGGUGAUUGGAGACUCAUUUCUCCAUUCCUAUGCUGUAUGUGUCAUUGGUUCUCGUUAUCAUUCCUGGUGUAGAAGAGAUAUUUAUUCCGUUACUCUGUGCUUUACCUGUACUGUUUUAUACUUAAUUGCUGUGAUCUUUCAUGCGAAUUUUCCUCCUUGCUCAUUUUUCAGGGGCGGAAGCUUUUGGGCUCCUGUCUUUGAUCAGCUCUGUCUCACAUCUGCAUAAAGCAUGAAGACUUUAUUAAGCCAUUUAGUACAGCAGAUUAAAGUGAUUCAAACGUGAUCAAAGUAGAACAAAGAUAUUGUGAGACGAAUACACAUGGAUUUUUUUUUUGUUCCCUCUUCAGAUUUUUGUGGGGUUUUUUUUAACACUGCCUGUGAAAAAUCAAUCCUUCCCUUUUAAUUGGCUUGCUUGGAUGUCUUAAAAUAGAAAUGAAGCAACUUUAAUAAACUGUAAAGCUGAUACUAUAGCCCUUAAUAGCCAAGCAAUGCACUCUAGCGAGGGAGUUCAGGAAGACAAGCUCUCAAAUAAGCGCUGACCUGGGAGGUUAAUCUGGCAUUUAACACUUACUGAGUUUAUUGCUCCUCUAGGCGAUGUUAAGAUUCCAGGACCUCCCACCAACGUACACGCUUCAGAAACCAGCAAAACAUAUGUCGUACUCAGCUGGGAUCCACCUGUUCCCCGUGGCAAAGAGCCAUUAUCAUAUUUCAUUGAGAAGGUACUGUGCCAUAUAGUUGCAUUCAGCUGUAAGGCAUUUCAUGGCCACAUACCCUUUCGUUUCAGAUAGUUUCCCCAGUUUCAGCAAGCAAAACAAUAGAAUUAGCAAACCAGUCUAGGCAAGAGGAAGAUGAAAAAGACCAGAAAAAUAUAAUGUUUUGGUACUUUGAUUUUUUUCCUCGUGGCCAACAGAAAAACACAAUGCAUUCAAAAUAAAGUGCUCUUUCAGGGCUUGGUUGGCCUGGUCUAGAUUGAGAACAAGUGAGAGUUGUAUUUGAUGGACCACUGAGAAACAGUGAAACCUUAGCCUUCCUGUUAGAAAGAGUUUGUGAGGAUGGGAAGUGCCUUGACUAACCACUUGCCCUGAGUGUUUCUGCUUCCCAAAGGAAAAUCAGCCAGUUGCUUUUCUUGGCAAGGUUUGGUGCCUGCUUUCCUAUUUUCAGUGAACAUACUCAGGAGAAAAGAGGAUCCCCUUAUGGCACAAUACUAAGUGCAAUAGGAAAAAAACCAGUUCAGGUGACUAGCAAGGCAAACUUUUAUAUAUAUUUACUCAGAAGUAAUCUCUAUUGAGUUCAGUGGGGCUUACUUCAAGGGAUGUGCAUAAACCUACUCAAUUCUUAAUAAUCACAAGGACAGUAAAACAGUAGCAAUACCACCGUUAUCAGGACUGAGCAAUGCUCACAAAGUAGUUCAUUCUCGGAUUGCUGCAAACAAUUUCCAGACUCUGGGAAACAAUAAUCCUGUUUGAGGAACAUCUGUUUUAAGAUGAUUAUUAUUAUUCACACACACACACACACACACACACGCAUGCACACGCAAACAAAAUCUCUCUGCUUUUAUAAUUCCCUUAUUGAUGACAGACUUCAAACAGACAAGCUCCUGCAAGGUAAAAGAAAAGGCUCACGUUACAUUCUAUUUGGCAUGAAUCCAUGCUUAGUGAUCCCAUAUUAGACAGAUAACGAACGGGAUAGUUGGCAGCUGACUAUCUGGAAACAAUAAGGAUUUGUGCUGACGGUUUAGUGAUCUAAGCAUUUCAAGGACCUUUUUCUACAACCUUUACAAAGUAGUGAUAAUCACACUCAUUUAUUUAUUUUCGAAUAGUCUGUGGUUGGCAGUGGAAGCUGGCAGAGGGUCAACGCUCAAGUGGCUGUGAGAUCUCCCCGCUAUGCAGUGUUUGACCUUGCUGAAGGGAAAUCAUAUGUUUUCCGAGUUUUGUCAGCAAACAAGCAUGGGAUCAGCGAUCCUUCUGAAAUAACACCUCCUAUUCAAGCACAAGAGGCCAUUGGUGAGUCGGUUUUAAAACGUUAAUAAAAAGUGAUAUUGGGGUGUUGUUGGCGCUGAAAAGUAGAAAGUUCUGCUAGCAAGUUCAAGACUGUGCAUACCGUGUAUAUGGCAAAAUUUAAAAGGUGAUUGUGAAUCCUGUGAGGCAACUCAUCAUUCUCUCAACCAAAAUCCAUAGUCAUGCCCAUGGACUGGAUAUUGCCUAGCAACUAGAGCUCUUCAAAUUAUAUUCUUCUGAUAAGGCAUAGAAAUUGAGGUCUGACUUCUUUCUUAUAGUAACACACACACACACACACACACAGAGAGAGAGAGAGAGAGAGAGAGAGAGAGAGAUGUCUAUCUCACCUUCCUACCUUUUUAAGAGGAGUUAUAUGACAAUUUAAUCAGCAUUGUUGUUUAGCAUUUGUAUAUUUGUAUCGGUGUUUCUGUCUACCAAACUAGAGUAAAAUUGUUGUAAUGCUAGUGGGGCAGGAUUCAGCUACAGUUAAGCACGGUUAAAGUUUCAAGCGAGAAGAAAUAAACACAUGAUUUACGAUGAGUGAAUUCUGCUUAUCUCUAUUUCCAACCAAGUCAGGAGAACAGUAUGAUGUUGUGGUUUUAACUAUGGUUUUCUUAUUGAAUCUUUGUUUUAUUUAGGCAGUGUUAGCUGUCUUGUGCUCCUGAUUGCAGGACGUGCCAGAUAUAAAAAAAUAACAAAUGCAUAAACAUGAGAAAACUCCUAAAUUUUGCAUCCAACACAGCCUUUAUGGGAUGAAAACACAUUCUCACAAUGCAGCUUCGGGUCUGUGGGUCAAGCGAAGGCAGCUUCAGUGAUGGUUGAGACAGCAGAUUGGCACCAGAUUGAUGGGAGCUACUACUCAGGAGGCGGGACCUGUUGCCAUGGUGCAGCUCCUUUCCUCUCAGUCUUCCCCAUGUAGAAGCAGAGCCAUCUUCCCUUCACGCUCAAAACAGUAGACAAAUGUUUCAAAUUUUCCCAUAAAUAUAUAUGCCUAGUUGGUGUGUGCCAGUCAUCGGAUACAUGCAUCAUCCUGUGCAUGUACUCUUUUAGUUAAAGGUAAAGGUACCCCUGACCAUUAGGUCCAGUAGUGGACGACUCUGGGGUUGUGGCGCUCAUCUCGCUAUAUUGGCCAAGGGAGCUGGCGUACAGCUUCUGGGUCAUGUGGCCAGCAUGACUAAGCCGCUUCUGGCGAACCAGAGCAGCGCACAUUUACCUUCCCACGAGAGCGGUACCUAUUUAACUACUUGCACUUUAAGUUGCUUUCGAACUGCUAGGUUGGCAGGAGCAGGGACCGAGCAACAGGAGCUCACCCCAUCGUGGGGAUUCAAACCGCCGACCUUCUAAUUGGCAAGCCCUAGGCUCUGUGGUUUAACCCACAGCACCACCCACGUCCACUCUCUUAGUUUCUCAGAUAAAGCAUUUGUCCAUAUAUUCUGUUUCCAUUGUGUGAUGUGUAGGGGAUCAAGUCAUUUCCCAUUUUGUUACAAGCAAUUGUGCCACAACCAAAAGAAAAGUAAUAAGUUCCUUGUGUCAUAAUUUAAUUUGGGUAUCUUUGAAGUUUGUUAAUAAACCUCGGUAUGGAUUACAUUGUACAUCCUGUUUUGAGAUUUUGCUUAUUUCUGUAAAUACCUUUCCCCGUGAAUAACUUUAAAGGUCACAUUUACAUGCUGUAUGCCUUUGAGACGUACCUGGUUUUUUUUGAUCUUGGAAGUUCCUGGGCCAAUUGAUUGCUCAGGAGCCAAGAUGUUCUUCUGCAAAUGAGUUUCCCAUUUUAAAAAGUUCUAGUGAAGUACAGCAAUCAAAGAUAAUUCCAUUGGGGUUAGGGGUUUAUAGUAAUCAACUUCUGAGCAUUUGUCAACAGUGGCUGCUGGGUUUGAUCACCCACUCUGAUUAGCAAAGACUGCAUAGGCACAAAAUUAGCAUGUAAACACAACAUAGGUCACUUCCAGACAGCCUGUUUAUUGAGCAUUUAUCCUAAUUUGCACAUGGAGAGAUUAGACUACACAGGCUACUUAAUGAACAUUCAUCCUGAUUCUUUUUUGUAGGAAAUUAGACCACAGUUUGUCAAGCAAGUGCUACCCCACACUAUUCAGUGCAUUUCCCCAUUACUUUCCUUACUGCAAAAAGUCUAACAUUUUGGGGAAGCAGGUUUGUUUUGAAAGAGCACUAGAUCUUUAAUUGUGCAGCCUGAAUUUCCUGGUAUGUGAUUGAAUCCCAUCCAAAAUAGAGAGUCUGUAAGCAUCCAUAGCCUCAUUUUGAAUUCCAAGAACAGUACAAAUUUUAGGACAAAGAAUCUCUCUUUGGAAGCUGAGAGGGUACCUUGAACGCAUUAUUUCCAGACAUUGGCAUCAUCACACUUUCCCAUUAAAAUUGCUAGGACUGAAAAGUGCUUAGCUUUGGGCUGUAUUGCAUUGGUAUUGUGCUGGUUCGGCAACUGGGAUAUUGUGUGCUAAGUAGUUAUUUGUUGGUGUACCAAGAGCUGGCGAGUAAGCUGGCUAUAUGUUGAUAUGCAAAUAAGUUACAAACGAAGCCUUCUCUUCUUGUGGCACAGUUGUUCCUUCUGCUCCGGGACGUAUAGUGGCAACAAGAAACACAAAAACCUCUGUUGUUGUCCAGUGGGACAAGCCAAAACAUGAAGAAGACCUGUUUGGCUACUACAUUGACUGUUCUGUGGCAGGAUCGAAUCACUGGGAACCUUGUAACCAUAAGCCCAUAGGCUAUAACAGGUAAAGGGAAUUGUGAUGGUUUGAUUUAUUACCUUUCUUAAAAAAUCUGCCCUUUGGUCAAACAACUUCAGAGCCUUACAUGAAUUUUGGAUGGACAUUGACUAGGUUCAGAGCUUCUUAGCUUCAGCUACCUUCAAAUUACAGUGGUUAAGUACUUAAUUCGUUCCGGAGGUCUGCUCUUAACCUGAAACUGUUCUUAACUUGAAGCACCACUUUAGCUAAUGGGGUCUCCCGCUGCCGCCGCGCCGCCGGAGUACGAUUUCUGUUCUCAUCCUGAAGCAAAGUUCUUAACCCAAGGUACUAUUUCUGGGUUAGCGGAGUAUGUAACCUGAAGCGUAUGUAACCCAAGGUACCACUGUAUUCUCUAGAUACCAAACUCUUCAUUUCCCCAUUAAUUUGAUGCUUAAUAAUAUAAGUGCUUUUUCUGGGAGUACUCAAGCACCAUUUUUCAAGAAGAAAAGCACUGAAUAUACCAUACAAGUGGUUAUUGUUGUAAUUAUUGUUACUUAACUGCAUUUAUUGCCUCCUUUUAACCAUUAGGCCCUAGGGCAUAUAAUAUAAAUACCUCAAGUGCCAAAAGCAAAGAGAUCUGUCUUUGGCAUAUGAUGGAAACUUUGGAAUGAAGGUCCCAAAUGCAUCAUGUGAGGUUGGGAAUUCCACAAUUUAAGGGCUGCCCCAGAGAAUGCCCUCUCCUGGUCCACCGGCCCCUGAACCGCUGAGGGCACAGGAACUAUGAAGAGGGCUAGAAUCAAAUGUGUACAUCUUUCCCAACUCGUUUGAAGGGAGAUGUUGCAGAAAUUAUAUUCAACAAUGCGUCAAAUUUGCUCACAUAGAACAUACUUUUGAUGAGAGCCAGUGUGGUGUGGUGGUUAAGAGCGAUAGUCUCGUAAUCUGGUGAACUGGGUUCGCGUCUCCGCUCCUCCACAUGCAGCUGCUGGGUGACCUCGGGCUAGUCACACUUCUCUGAAGUCUCUCAGCCCCACUCACCUCGCAGUGUGUUUGUUGUGGGGGAGGAAAGGAAAGGAGAAUGGUAGCCGCUUUGAGAUUCCUUCGGGUAGUGAUAAAGUGUGAUAUCAGAUCCAAAUAUAGGUCAGGAAUUCUCAUUAUGUAAUAUAGUCCACGUAUACAUCUUUCCAUUCAAUCCCUGUAACAGCCUCCAUCCUCAUUUCUUUCAGAUUUGCUGUGCAUGGCUUAGCAACAGGAGAGAAAUACGUCUUUCGUGUGAAGGCUGCAAAUGCAGUGGGAAUGAGUGAAAAUUCUCAGGAGUCUGAACCUAUAACAGUACAAGCAGCCCUCAGUAAGUGAUGUUUUGUAAUGAUCUAGAUUCAGUAACAGCAACAAAAACACACUGAGAACUCUUUUGUGCUCACAAGUGUCACAGGGCUGGCAUAUGUGUUACCUGAUCCAAGCGGUGAGCCAUCUCCCUGCAGUGACUCUGUCAUGUGCUGUAUAACAUGUAGCACACUGCUUCAUGUCCCAAUAGCAUGGGACUGUUUCACAUUAUCAGAAGUUUCCCUGUGAGGAAUGGCAUGGCACAUUCCAGUAGGAUGUGGGGAGUCACAGCAAUAUAGGACAACCCUUGUUAGCUUGGCUCAUUAAAGGAAUUUAGUUGCUGAAGAAGAAGGGUAAGGGUAAGGGUAAAGGUAAAGGUAAAGGUAAAGGUAAAGGUAAAGGUACCAAUGACCAUGAGGUUUGCACGCUCAUCUCACUCUAUAGGCCAAGGGAGGCGGCGUUUGUCCACAGACAGCUUCCGGGUCAUGUGGCCAGCAUGACUAAGCUGCUUUUGGUGAACCAGAGCAGCACACGGAAACGCCAUUUACCUUCCCACCAGAGUGGUACCUAUUUAUCUACUUGCACUUUGACCUGCUUUCGAACUGCUAGGUGGGCAGGAGCUGGGACUGAACAACGGGAGCUCACCCCGUCACAGGGAUUCGAACUGCCAACCUUCCAAUUGGCAAGCCCUAGGCUCAGUGGUUUAGUCCACAGCACCACCUGCAUUCUGAACAAUCUAAUCUUUGGGGUCUUUAGGACAUUAGGAAGAUGAUUAACUUAGCUGUUUUAUGUUAAUGCUGUUGCAAGGGAACAUGGAAGAGCAUUACUGAGGGAUGAUGGGAAAUAAUGCCUUAGUUAAGCCUUUCUUUACCUAUAAUGUGUUUAAGGUAGACCCCAAUGAGCACUAUGAGACUUGCUUCUGAGUAGACAUGCAUAGGAUUAUGUAUAUUCUUAAAUUUGUUAGCUGAGUCUAAAACCAUUAUUUCACCAUAACGUAACUGAUAGAUAGAAAAGAAGCAAUUUAGUAUUAUGCGAGAUGUUCAAUUUGGACGUUGUUAUAAUGUUUCAUGCGCUUGAUUUCUUUAAGCCUGCCCCUCCUUUCCUUAUGGUCUCACACUUCUCAACUGUGAUGGUCACUCAAUGACCAUUGGCUGGAAGCUUCCACGAUUCAGUGGUGGGUCAAAUAUUCUGGGUUAUUACAUAGACAAACGAGAGCUACAUCAUCACAACUGGCAUGAAGUCAACUCUUCUCUUAUUAAAGAGAGGAUUUAUACGGUCAGUAUUGCUUUCAAACUUUGAUAUUUAGACUUAAUAUCACUUUAUUUUUAAGAUGUAAUUUUGGCUGUGAUGAAACCAUUCCAAAAUAUGGCCUGGAAGAGAAGAAACAGUAGCACAUAUUGUCUGUAUGGGCACGUUGUGCAGUUGCAUGCAGUGGAUAAGAUGAUGAUGAUGAUGAUGAUGAUAAUAAUAAUAAUAAUUUUUUUAUUAUUAUUUAUACCCCACCCAUCUGGCUGGGUUUUCCCUCCCUUCCUCUUGCAUUGAGACAAUGCUUCUAUAGUGGUCUAUUCAUGCUGGCAUAAAGGAAAAGACAAGUUCAGAACAGGAUGAGACUGUGAUGCUGUUUGCACAUACAGUGGUAUCUCAGGUUACAAAUGCUUCAGGUUACAGACGCUUCAGGUUACAGACUCUGCUAACCCAGAAAUAGUACCUUGGGUUAAGAACUUUGCUUCAGGAUGAGAACAGAAAUUGCGCGGCGGUGGCAACAGCGCAGCAGCAGCAGGAGGCCCCAUUAGCUAAAGUGGUACCUCAGGUUAAGAACAGUUUCAGGUUAAGAACGGACCUCCAGAACGAAUUAAGUUCUUAACCAGAGGUAUCACUGUAACAGUAAGCCAUAGUCAGAAAUAAACCAUAGUUUACCAUGAACAAGCAGUGUGCUGGUGCAUGCCUGUCAAUCACUUCUGUUCCGCUUCGCCCCGCCUGCUUUCAGGAGAAACACAAGGACAAGUCUUGCCUUAGUGGUACAUGCCAACUAGGGUCUGUUUUACUCCAAACAACCACCAGCAUGAGCUAAGAUCUGCUCAUGAUUUAUUGCUCAUGUUGGAUUGGGAGAAACAAACUGCAAGUGUUGGUUUGCAUGUAUAGAUAAGCCCAGCCUUGUGCUUUGUUUCUCCUGGAAGUCAGAAGACAGGAUGCAACAAUUGACCAGCAUGUUUGAGCUGUGGUUGAUUUCUAGCUACAACUUACUGUUACUUGUUGCUGAUUGAUGAAUGAUUCUUGACAGUAGCUUAUUUCAUCUGUUAUCUAUUGCCAACAAAAUCUCAUGUUAUAAAAAGACAGCCAUUAAAAGUCCCACAGGACAGUUUCCCAUUAGAAAUUUUAUUUUAAACAGACCAGCCAUUGCUUCUCUUUUGGAACCUGUCCAUAUUUAAAUAGCUAAAGAGCUCUCCUCCCAAUUUUUUCAUUUUAAAUUAACUUGGUUAUUUAGCUUAAAUCACUUCGGAAGUUAACUCCAAAUAAAUGAGAAGAUUUUGAAUGUCUUACUUCUAUUAAGAAGGUCAUGUGAAUAUUACCCAUGUUAAAUUUGUUUUUAAUGUCAACUGUUCUGCAAAGGUAGAGGAUUUGACAGAAAACGCCUACUAUGAAUUCAAAAUUGCUGCCGCAAAUAUCGCCGGCAUAGGGCAGGCAUCUGAACCCAGCGAGCAUUUCAAAUGUGAGGCUUGGACAAUGCCAGAACCUGGUAAGUAGUUUGGCCAUUCAUAAAGGGAAUGCAUUUUUGAAAAUGAGUGACAGUUCAAACGUUAUCACUUGACAAUGGCAGUCGUAAUUUAAUAUGUUUGACUUUUAAGCACAGUACUCCAGUUUGUCAUAAGAAGAGGUUUUCACAGUUUAUCAGGGGAAAGCAAUACAAGGCCUGUGGGAGCCAGUGUGGUGUAGUGGUUAAGAGCGGUGGACUCGUAAUCUGGAGAACCGGGUUCGAUUCCCGGCUCCUCCACAUGCAGCUGCUGGGUGACCUUGGGCUAGUCACACUUCUCUGAAGUCUCUCAGCCUCACUCACCUCACAGAGUGUUUGUUGUGAGGGAGGAAGGGAAAGGAGAUUGUUAGCCGCUUUGAGACUCCUUAGGGUAGUGAUAAAGCGGGAUAUCAAAUCCAAACUCUUCUUCUUCUUCUGUGGGCUGUAGUGGCACCCUCCCUGUGGAACGCCCUCCCACCAGAUGUCAAAGAGAAAAAUAACUACCAAACUUUUAGAAGACAUCUAAAGGCAGCCCUGUUUAGGGGUUUAAUAGGUUAUUGUAUUUUAGUGUUUUGUUGGAAGCUGCCCAGAGUGGCUGGAAAAACCCAGCCAGAUGGGCGGGGUAUAAAUAAUAAAUUAUUAUUAGUAGUAGUAGUACUAUGCCACAUACGUGGCAUCACAUGGCAACACACAACCCAACAUGGCACACACAUGACAUCACAUGGUGUGAGGGGCCCCGUCAGAGCUUCCAGUGGCUGCGUCGAGCCCCGUCAGGCCUUGGGGUUCUAUGUGACAUCACACAUGUGACACCAUAGGGCACCCGGCUGGGCACCCACUGUGAAACUUUUGUGGGUGCAUUGGCACCCAGGGCCCCCUAGAGAUGGCACCUAUGUUCCCUUCCAUUUUGUGAAUCAACUGUGGUUAGUUCAUCAGUGGAGAGAAUAUUGUCAGAAGUGUGCUCAAUUACUGGUGGGUGAGUGGCCCCAAUCUUUCUUUAGAUGAACUCAGAAAUGAUAUGCAAUCUUUUUAAAAAAAUCAAUCAAUUAAAAGAUCUCAGUUUGUUUCUGAAAGUCAAUCUGAGGACUCGGAAAAAUGCCCUCAUACUAUCCCUGUCAGUCCCCCCCCCCCAAAAAAAGCCUUCUUACCCACUGAAACACCAUUACUCCUUCCCUUAUUUGUCAAAUAGUGAGGGAAGCAGCAACAAUGGCGGCACGUAAGGAGUCCUUCCAAGGUCUCCUUUCUCUUCCCAUCUAUAUUCCUCUGACACUUGGCCUAACAGAGAAUCAGGGCCCAAGUGCUCAGGAAAAUGAUCAUUCUGCCAAGGGUUUCUGCAUUUGCAACAAAAACAACAAAAGUAUUCAAAAAAUGACCCAAAUUUUCCUAUCUCCAUUCCUGGAAACUUUCCAAGUUCUUCCAAGGUGAGCUUCAGAUAGCUUGCCCAGCUCUCUAAUUAAUCAAAGCAAACAGAAGAUUCUAGGUAAUGUUGUUUGUCUGUUUCAUUUGAAGGGAAUACAUCUUCAGCCUCAAGCUUUUGAUCAUAAAUAGAUUCCAAUCUCAAGAAAGUGACUAUAAUCAUGCUGAGAGAAAAAGGGAAUCACUAUUUACUUCUUUGAGUCCUUUCUAUAACCUUCCACUUUGGAUUAUUGCCUCUGCACAUGUUUGCAGAAUUUCAGGCUAGUCUCUUCGUCUUUAAUAGACACAUCUAGAAGCAGGAAAAUGAUGGGCUUGUCCUGCAUUAUUUGAAUAAAGCAGUUUGAAUUACAUUGGGAAAUUGUGGCACAAACCUGCUGCGGUUCUUUUUAUAUGAGAGUAUUUUAAUAUUUGGGUAUAUAAAUAUUAAUGUGGUAAGCUGCGUUGCACUGGAACUCUCAAUGACAGCUAUAGAAAAAUAAAUCAUGAAGUAAAGAUUCAGCCUCUCAACAUAGAAAGGCAUGAAUAAGGCACCUGCUUAUAGCUGGAUUCGAGGGAAAUAUCAUUACAUUCCUUGAAUUUUUCUCUAGCCUUCCACUUCAUGCCUUUUUGUUGUUGUUCCAUUACCAUGAAAAGUACUUCCUCACAAAACACAAGCAGAUUGAUACAAACCCUUUGCAACAGAAAUUCAAACACUACUUGCUGCCUUGAAGGACUUCAGUGGCGAAUACUAGUUUCCAUUUUGUGCAUGCUAUUCAUGUGGAAACAGUAAAAUCAAUAUAAGUGUUAAUGAAAUCAUUUGUAUUCGGUGACAAAGUUAGUUCUAAGCUCAGUGGAGCAGGUUGGCACAUCAGAACAGUAAUAAAUUAAAACUGUAUUUAAAGGAAGCAUUUGUGCAUGCACACACACACACAAAAUACUGUUUGAACACAUGGAAUCUCCCAUUGAAAUGCCUUUUACCUCAGAUUGAAACUACUAAAUUCCAUUUAGCAAUCUAUGCUCUUGAAUUCUAAUGUAUCACUCUUGUACAGGCAAACAGGGGAUGAACCUGUUUGCUAGGUGGUAAUUACGACUGGACUGACAUUUCUCAGUAAAGAGUUUUCUGACAAAUGUUUGGAAAAUGCUCUUCUUUUCAGCUCCUCCUGAACAGUCAGGAAAUUUCAGGUCCCCCCUAGAGAACAUUCAAUGAAAUGGCCUCUCCAGUUUUGCCAUCUGUGAAUUUUGGCUGAACUGUGGAUCCAAUUCUGACAUAAUUUAAUAUUGUUGAAGGAAGCAAUGGGCUUUGUUCCUACUCCUUCCAGGCCUGCUCUUUUAACUUGUUGCUAAGAGAAUUUUUUUCCUUCCAAUUUUCAGUUCUCAACAUUUCCACAUUAAUUUGUGAUUCUUUUUUUUUAAAGUCCCCAUGAAAUUUCAGCAGCGUCCUAGUGCAAAUUUCUCUCAAUAGACACAUUUGUAUGUAAUUUUAUUUAUUUAUAAAAUUAUUUGUAUACUACUAUAUCAUUAAGAAUAUGUCAAAGCAGUUUACAGCAAUAGAAACAAAACCAACAACAACAAAAAAACCUAUUAAAGAGUGAAAAACAGACAUCAACUAACCAUUGUGGAUAUACAAAUUUUUGCAAAGCAAUUCACCCUAAUAUAAUACAUUUCGGCAUGUUAUUUUCACCAAUAUAUGCAUUUUUAUGCAUAUGUUUAAAAGUGCUAAUGAGUGAAGUUUGCCUUUAAAUGUGAACUGAAGUGACUUUCUCCCUCAUUUCUCUUGUUGACAUCCAUUUAUGAUCCAUCUUCUUUAGGCCCUCCCUACGAUCUUACGUUUUGUGAGGUUAGGGAUACAUCCCUUGUGAUUCUCUGGAAAGCGCCUGUUUACAUUGGCAGCAGCCCUGUUAGUGGAUAUUUUGUGGACUACAAGGAGGAGGAAGGAGAAGAAUGGUUCACAUUCAACGAGAAGCCAACAUCACACCGUUAUCAAAAGGUAGAAAAUCUUAGAGUUGGAAGGGACCCCCGGGUCAUCUAGUCCAACCCCCUGCACUGCAGGAAUCUCAACUAAAGCGUCCAUGACAGAUAGCCACCCAACCUCUACUUAAACACCUCCAACGAAGGAGAGUAAAGGUAAAGGUAAAGGUAAAGGGACCCCUGACCAUUAGGUCCAGUUGUGGCCGACUCUAGGGUUGCGGCGCUCAUCUCGCUUUAUUGGCUGAGGGAGCCGGCGUACAGCUUCCGGGUCAUGUGGCCAGCAUGACUAAGCCGCUUCUGGCGAACCAGAGCAGCACACGGAAACGCCGUUUACCUUCCCGCCGGAGCGGUACCUAUUUAUCUACUUGCACUUUGACGUGCUGUUGAACUGCUAGGUUGGCAGGAGCAGGGACCGAGCAACAGGAGCUCACCCCGUUGUGGGGAUUCGAACCGCCGACCUUCUGAUCGGCAAGUCCUAGGCUCUGUGGUUUAACCCACAGCAACACCCGCGUCCCUUAGGAAGGAAAGUACUUGGAAGUUAUUUGCUGUGGUAUUUGGGAUGUUGUCACUUCUAAUUCCCUCCCAUCUUUUUGUUAGUAGAAAGCACUUCAUUGUCUGUAUUUUUUUUAAGGUCACCGAAUUACAUGAGGGCAGAUCUUACGUAUUUCGUAUUCGUCCGGUGAAUGAUGCUGGUGUAGGCAAGCCCUCGGAUGUUUCUGAAGCUGUGCUGGUCCAGGCUAGACCAGGUAUGAAGACAUGAUAUUGACCACUAUACUUCUAAAAUGCCCAAAUAUCUACAAUGCGGGGUAACUUUUUAAACCCUGGAAGGGGUAGAUGUGUUUAUUUUCCUAUCUGACUAUAAAGCCAAAGGGUUGAGACCCAAAGAGGUCAAAGUGCACCCCUAAAGCCAUUUUUGCUUCUUACUGAAACCCUGCGUUUUAUGUUGGUUUCUACUUUCAUGGGCACACUGAAACCACCUCCCAAUUCUAACCCUGUCCUGUCUCUGAAACUUCACUGUGUGAGAAUGCUAGAUGGUAUAAUAAUAUCUCUGCAACGGCCCCAUUUCCCCACUGUUGCGAGCUCUUAAAAUAAACUUGUUUGCUCUCUCUGUUUGUAAGCUGCUUCUUCCCUCUGGCUUCAGCAGCAAAUUGAACUAAUUAAAGGAACAUUCCAGACUUUAAGACUCUCUUAAUUGAAUCAACAUUCAUCCCCUCCAUACAGAACCCAUACAUCCCCUUAAUAAUUACAUUUCUCAUGGCAAUCAUAUAUUGCAGACACUAAGGAAAUCAGUGCAGGUGUGGAUGAAGAAGGCAAUAUUUACCUUGCCUUUGACUGCAAAGAAAUUUCAGAUGCUUCUCAUUUUGCUUGGAGUAAAUUCUAUGAAGAGAUAGAAGAUCAUGAUAAAUAUAAAGUUGAAACAGUUGGAGAACAGUAAGUUCUACAGUUGUUUUAAAGAAGUCUUUGAAAAUCGGGAUACUUUUAGCAAACAAGUAGUCACCUGUCUUUUUUGCACUUUAUUUUUUAGUUCUAAACUUUAUUUUAUGAAACCUGACAAGGAUGAUUUGGGAACCUAUGCUGUUGCUGUUAGCGAUACUGAUGGUAUUUCAUCCAGUUUUAUUAUGGAUGAAGAAGGUAAGAAAAUAAUCUUGUAUUCUUUAUAGGGCAUGGCAGAGUUAUAUAAAGCUAAACAGGGAACUUUAUUAACCCCCAAAUCAAAUGUAUGCAUCUCACCCUUCAUUGUUUCUAUGCCAAAGAGGACAUGAAACUUUUAUAGCCAUUAAAUUUUUUUAAGGAAAGACAUUUUUUUGAAUUUUCAGAUUCUAGAAUUUGGCUUUUUUAAAACAACAACAAUAACAAGAAACGUUUGAUAUAAUUAAAUACUGCUUAAGCAAUAGAAAAGUCAAUAGAGAUAUAUCAUUUUCCAGCUCUACUACUACUUUGAUUGUUAAUUAUUUGACUUGAUGGUCACUUGGUACACUAAGGUCUCCAAGCAACUUACAACAUAUUAAAAAACAUAAAUAUAAAUACAUUAUAUCAUAAAAACGGGGGGGGGGGACAGACUAACCCCAUAACAACCACAAUAAGCUUGGCAGCACAUUAGGAACAAAACAGCAUCAUCUCACAUCUCAGUCUUUCAAAAGCCUGGGGGAAAAUGAUAACCUGACGCCAAAAAGAUGUCAAAAAAGGUAGACCUUGCUUGGGGAGAACACUCCACAGAUAGGGUGCCACAACUGAAAAGACCCUUGUUACAACCCUCUGAGCUUCCCUCAGAGAGGGGAGCUUGAAAAGGGCCUCAGAAGACGAUCUAAGUGUCCAGUUAGGUUUAAAUGUGGAGAGGCAUUCCAGAAGAUAUUGGGGUCCUAAGCCAUAAAGAGCUUUAUAGAUCAAAGCCAGGACUUUGAAUUGGGCUCAGAAGCAUACAGGCAGCCAGUGUAGUUGUAACAAGAUUGCCAUUGUAUGAUCCUUGAACCUCUCAAUAGUUGGGUAGCUGUAUUAUGCACUAACUGAAGCUUCCGAACUGUUUUCGAAGCAAUAGUUUAACUUGGAGGUUUUCAGAGCAUAGAUUACUAUCUAUGUUAUCCCUGUCCAAAUAGUUGGGUCACCAGCCUAAGCUUAUGGAAGACACUCUGCACCGUCAAGAGCACCAGUAACUCAAGAGCCACAAUACUAUAACUAUUUACUAUUAUUUUUUUAGCAUCAGGUCCAAAUCAAAAGUUCAGCCAAGUUCGGUUUAUAGCCAACAAACAAAACAAAACAAACAAGCAAACAGAUUUUAACAGACAAGCAAAGAUGAUGAAAACAUCAUAAUAAAACACAUGUAAUGAAAGACUUGUAACACAUAAAACAUAUCUACACAUGUGGCAUAUGUCUCAGGUUGCAAGGCAAGACGUAUAGUAAUAAUAAUAAUAAUUUAUAUAGGCUUAUUUCUGGAUACAAUUCCAAGGUGCCCAGUCCUUAUUGAUCAUAUUACAUUUAUAUUACAUUUAUCCCACAAGCUCUAGGAUUCAUGUUUCCCCACAAACUAGGAAACCGUUGAAAUGAAUGGGCCUUAGAUGCAUGUAAUACAUUUUAGAAAUGAGAUAGAACUAUCUGUUGGGUUUCCUUGAUGUUUCACUUGCUAAUUUUGCCUUUUCUUUGUUACUUGCAAAUUUGCACAUUGUGCAAUUAGUUCCAUUUUCUGAGCUCUCAUUAGCAAUUCUAAUGUGUUAAGUAGGGCUAAUCUCUGUAUCCAGCUAUGUAGAACCUAGCCUUUUGCACAAUUUCUAUGAGGAUUUAUUGACAUUUGCUGUGUAUCUUUGUAAACAUUUCCUGUCCACCAGCUUUCAUUCUCUUUUGCAAACGCUGAAAGGAGACCCUUUCAAAAGGAGACACCAGGGAACAGGGUCAGCUCAGCAGAGAAAUGAGAGACGUAGAUGUUGGAUUAGGGCUGGCCCAAGACAAUUUUCAUCCAGAGGUGGAACCGCAAAUGCCCUUUCUUCAUUGUACCCAAAGUGCAUCUUAACAAAGGGCAGUCGUGUUAUUUUGGCACAUCUCAUAAGCACCCUUCCCUGGCAGUAAACACAACACUAGUAAUUUAAAUAACCACCAAUCUCUUGCCCUUUCAUGACACUCCAAAUCGGCUGCCUAAGGUGGCAGUCUCACUCAGCCCCUGGGUCUGCUUGUUUUGGACAUUUUACCUUUUGCUUUUAGUAUAUUUCAUUCUGAACUUAGAAAUGUAGAAAGCCGUCUUAAACCAUGUCAGACCUUUGGUCUAUCUAGAUCGGUAUUCUUGACACUGACAGGCAGCAGAGCUCCAGGGCUGGAUAGCUCAGUUGGUAGAGCAUGAGACUCUCAUCUUAAGGUUGUGGGUUCGAGCCCCACAUUGGGCAAAAUAUUGCAGAGGGUUGGACUAGAUGACCCUCGUGGUCCCUUCCAACUCUACAAUUCUGCAAUAAUUCUAUAAUUUCGGAAAGGGGUCUCCCCAAGUCUGUCUUGGAGAUGACAGGGAUUGAACCUGGGACAUUCUGCAUGAGGUAUACGGCCCUUUUCAAACUCUCUGUCUAUUCUCAUAUUCUUUCAUUUUCAAAAGUUGACUUUUCAUAGGUAUCUUCUUCACCGAAAUGGAAAAAAAAAAGAUUAUUAGUGCUUUAUGGAGUCAUAUACUGUUCUUAACAUUUAUUUUGACUGUCAGAAUAAAUUAAAACAUGAAAAUUGUCCUUCAUUUCAGAGCUUGAACGUCUGAUGACACUAAGCCAUGAAAUCAGAAAUCCAAGUAAGUAGGACUUCUGAAUCUAAUAUUCAGUCCCAGAAGGAAUAUAUUUACACUCCGUUGAUUGGAGUAAAGUAAUGAAAAGUGUUUUUUUUUUAAAUAGAGCAGCUUGCUUAUCCUUCUAUUAAUUAAAUGCAAAUAUUAGUUUCUGUUUAAGAGAGAUCUUCUUCACCACUGCAAACGUAUUUGGAUGAAUGGAUUCAGCUUGGAUAUGUCUAAUAUUUGCUGGAUUAUGUAUUUAAAAGCCCUAAAUAUUGCAAUAAAUAUGCACUUCAGCUUGUGCUCUGACUCAUGCAAAACCAGCUUUAAUACACAUCUGUGCAAAUACCAUGGAGGGGUUCCAUUUAGCUUUCAUAACAUUUCACUUGUUUGUUGCUGAAGACUCUCAAAAGCUUUAAACUGCUGGGACUUAUCUUUGGCUAAGUUAUUCCAAAGCAGAAAAGAAAGGAAAGAGGGGAAAAAAUCCUUCAUGUGUUUGCUUUUGUGCUCUGCUCUUUCCCUCCAGCAAUCCCUCUGAAGUCUGAAUUAACCUAUGAGGUUUUGGACAGAGGCCAAGUUCGUUUCUGGCUUCAGGCUGAGAGCAUUUCAGCUGAUGCCAGCUAUAGAUUUGUAAUCAAUGACAGUGAAGUUGUCAACAGUGAUGUAAGUACAUGCCUGGGAAGAUGUAGUGCCAGAUUCUUUGUAGGACGAGUACAUAGACCUGGUGAAGGGACUUUUUCUUUCUUUUUUAAUGUCAUUUCUCCAUAUGUACAGCUGUGAGAUACAUAUAACCUUAUAAACCAUGUCACUUGGCAAGUGCCCUUUGUUAACAAGUGAGAGAGUACAUUGUGAUAAAUAAAGAAGAUUGAUUCAAGAGUAGGGAACUGGAUCUAGUGGUGAACCCAAUUCAUAUUUCCCCUACCCCUAUUGGCCAAGUCUGAGGUGUGAAUGGUCAUCUACCUUUCAAUCACAUGAUGUCAUGAUGAUAGCAUGAUAUCAGGUGACCCAUUUUUGCCCAUGUGGAGAUUCAGCUGGUCAGUGGAAUCUUCUUCUACUCUUUGGCGAUCACUUGUAGCUGAGUAAGAUUGUCUUCCAUAAAAACGGUUUUAACAGUGAGUCUGUAAGUGACUAUGGAAGCCAAUUCUGGAUCCACAUGUCCUUCCACAAUGGGGUACAUAGGUUUCUGGGUGGGAGUUGAUCACAGUGAGGGUUUGCCAAAUGUGCCUUCCUCUUAGCAUGUUUCUCCCUUUCGUCCUGAGUUUGAGUGUCUUCAAAGUCCAUGACACCUUUGGUAAAGGCUGUUCUCCAAUUGGAGCGCUCGCAAGCCAGUGUUUCCCAGUUGUCGGUGUUUAUACUACAUUUUUAAAGAUUUGCCUUGAGAGAGCCUUUUAACUUCUUUUGUUGACCACCAGCAUUAUACUUUCCAUUUUAAAGUUCGGAAUAGAGCAGUUGCUUUGGAAGACGAUAAUCAGGCAUCCGAACAACAUGACCAGUCCAACAAAGUUGAUGCUGAAGAAUUAUUGCGUUGACACUGGUGAUUUUUGCUUCUUCCAGUACACUGGCAUUAGUUUGCCUGUCUUCCCAAAUAAUGUGUAUGGUGCCUGCAAACCCCCUUUGGCCAAACUACACCUUUCCCUGCCUCACACCUGACAUAAUAAGACAUCAGGUGGGUGUAGUUUGACCAAAACAGCCUCAUGGGCCAAACUGGGUAGCCUGACAGGCCUAAUUAGGUCUUCAGGCGAGACGUUUCUUCUUGCAGGUUAAAUUUAUGGUUAUAAAGGAUCAAUGGGAUGAUCAACCAGCAUCUGUAAGGCAGCAUUGGACCUUAUCUCAGCAGCAAAACUAGGGGGCCUCGAGCAAAAUGUUCUCUCGAGGGCUCUCUUACCGCCAUGGGCUUGCAUGGCAGUGCUAGGCAGCAGCUAGGCAGCAGCAGAGCUACAUUAUAUAUUGGGAAUACUGUAGAAAAAUGGCACCCAACCUCCUGGCUCUCUUUGGGCUGUUGGGAAAAAUGGUUUAAACAUGGGAAGUGCAGCUGGCAUCAUUGGCAACACCCUCCUGCCAAGUUUUGGGAGUGCCUCAACAUUUUUCCUUCAUGCAACCCAGUCCCUACUUACUGUUCACAUAUGGCAUACCCUUCAUGAUAGUCAGCCUGCAGGCUUGCUGGAGAGAGAGGGACAAACAACCCUAAAAGCUUCCAAGCACAGAUUUUAGUACAGUGGUACCUCAGGUUACAUACGCUUCAGGUUACAGACUCUGCUAACCCAGAAAUAGUACCUUGGGUUAAGAAUUUUGCUUCAGGAUGAGAACAGAAAUCAUGCUCCGGCGGCACGGCAGCAGCAGGAGGCCCCAUUAGCUAAAGUGGUGCUUCAGGUUAAGAACAGUUUCAGGUUAAGAACAGAUCUCCGGGACGAAUUAAGUACUUAACCCAAGGUACCACUGUACCUUCCCUUAUUAUGCUCACCACAGGAAACUGCUUAAACAACUGUACAGAGCAAUGGUGUUAAAUUGCCAUCAACUUUAGCCACCAGAUUAUUUCAGAGAACUCAUUCUUGCCUCUGAAGGACCCAUUUGCCCUCUGCAGCUCUUCAUCACUUAUAGGACAAUAUGGGAAGUAGGCCCCACCUACUUCUGGUGUUAUGUAAUUAGUGACUCAGCAGCCAGCCACAUUUUUAGCAAAACCUUUUCCUUGUCAAUUCUAGGACAAGCACCCCCUUUUAUUCCCCCCAGCCUCCAUUGCCCUCCAUUUAGAGUAUAAUGCAAAUUUAACAUCCCCUGAACAAAGUGCACACCAAUACACCCCUGAAACUGAACAGAUUUGUAGUUGUAGUCAUGGUAGUAGGAGCAUAUUAAAACACACACACAGAAACACACCUCCCCUCUAUUCAUCUGUGCCGGGGAGGUUUUAUGGUGCAACUAACAUAAAAAGCAUUCCAAGGCUUUAUGCAAUAGACAGCAAUUCUGUGAACUCUUUCGAUUUGUUGUAAACUCUUUAGGAGGUUUAACUAGUUUAUAUAUAAGGUAAAGGGACCCCUGACCAUUAGGUCCAGUCGUGGCCGACUCUGGGGUUGCGGCACUCAUCUUGCUUUACUGGCCGAGGGAGCCGGCGUACAGCUUCCGGGUCAUGUGGUCAGCAUGACUAAGCCGCUUCUGGCGAACCAGAGCAGCACACGGAAACGCCGUUUACCUUCCUGCCGGAGCGGCACCUAUUUAUCUACUUGCACUUUGACGUGCUUUCAAACUGCUAGGUUGGCAGGAGCAGGAACUGAGCAAUGGGAGCUCACCCUGUUGAGGGGAUUCGAACUGCCGACCUUUUGAUCGGCAGGUCCUAGGCUCUGGACCUGGACCACAGCACCACCCACAUCCCUUUUAGUUUAUAUAUAGACAGUUCUAAAUGGGAAAUGUUCUUUAUUUAGAAUAUUAUAUUUUGCCUACUUUUUGCUUCCUUAUUUAGCAGUAAUUUCCAGGGACUAUUACUUCUCCCCCUCUUCCUCCCACGCCAUUUCCCCCCUUCUUCUUUUGGCUAUUUCCAGACCUGCGUCAUCUCUCCCUCCUUCCCUGCCUUUUGUAUUUUUAGCAAUGCUACGAAAGCACUGGCAUCAGAGCUACUUUUUUUCCUUUUUUUGGAACAGUAGUAUUAUUUCACCUCUUUAAUUAGCAAGCCACAGGUGAUGUUUGCAUUUGGAGAUUGAUGAUAUUUUUGUGGAAAUUCACAUAAAAGCCUCGUAUUUAUGACUGCCAUAAAACCAUUGAACUUCAUCUCACUGCAUAAUGGCAAUAGCUAGAAACCUAAUUAUAUUCUAAAACCUGCCCAGAGACAGGCACUGCAGCUGCUGAUCAUGUUCAAUAGACCAUCAUACUAGCAGGAAUAUAGUUUUGUUCUUGACACUGGCCGAAAAUAGAUAAUUUCCGAUGAGGCUCUAAUUGGAACAACUUCCUCUGGCCUUUCUUUUGAAGGAUUUUAUUUUUUGAAAUGAAGGAACAUAAAAAAGAGGGCUAAAUUCAUUAGCUCUUCUAGGCGGCAGUUUUAAUCCCACACCCUGUAGAUUUUAAAAGGGGAAUAAUAGAUAUAUUCCAAUGAAGUAUAAAGAAAAAAGAUUGAAGUUUUCUGUUUUGAAUAUCGAUCUAUUGUAAAUUUUUUGUUUUCGCCCCUUUGGUUGAGGGAGCAGAAUGUGGCAGAAUCAGCAGGCGCACUGCCUUCAAAAGGUACAUUAAUAUUAAAAGAUGUGCAUCUGUGCUCUUGAAUGCUUUGUAUUAAUCCCUAUGGAGCUUGUAUAGAAGAUGUUCAAUACGGAUUGUGGAAAGCCACAAAAAAGUGGUGCCCCCCACAAAUUGAUGAAAAGAAGACUAGCAUUUCAUAUUGCCUAGUCCUUCAGAGAGAGAGAAAAAGUGAUAAAAUCCUAUGUAAGCCUACAUUCCUAUAACUGUAGAACUAGGAACAAGCUAUAACUGGGAAUAAGGGUGGAUCUACACAGAGGAAAACCCCUGCUAUAAAUAAGUCAUAAAUUAAAUUGUUAUAAUAAAAGAAAGAAAAAACUAUGUAAAAUUGCAUAGAAAAGUUUUGUGCUCUACAUCGCCAUCUGGAGUUGCAUGUUUAUAAUGCAUCCAAAAUACUGUUUUUUUGACUAAUGUAGCUGAGUCCUAAAUCAUAAUUGGGAAUAAGCCCAUGAAAUGCAGUGAAAUUAACUUCUAAGGCAACAUACAGUUGUACUGUAAAGUCAUAUAUAUAUAUGAUUUCUUAAAACUAUUACAUAAACAUAAACACACAACCUCAAAUAACCAACCCAUAAACAGAACUUUGAACACUUUAAAGCACCAUACAAAUGACGACGAGGAUGUUGAUGAUCAGCCACCAUUUGGAAUUAAAAGAGUCAGUUUUCUGAAGCAACAAAAGCUUUCAAGAUACAAUACUGGAGACACCUAGUUGUGGAAAGAUACAGCAGAGAGAGGAGUCUUUUCCCCUUGAUAUUCUUAUGCCUUCUAGAGCAAUGAUUUUCUUUGAUUUUGUACUGCCUUUUAAGCUUCCCAUUGUCCUUAUGUGGGAAUAAAACCCUUCGGCCAAUAAUAUUCAGAUAAUUAAGGUGCAAUGCAAAUGCCCUCUCCUGCCACCAGGGCUUUGCAGAAUGUCAAGACCACAACUGCGUCUGCAGUCCUGCUGUUCACAGAGGCUGUAGUGGAUGGUGGGCAGGGGACAGUCAGCUCCUGUACAGGGCCUACACUGCUAUACAAUGGCAGUGAGACCAACUGGGGAUCUAGCAAAUCCCAGGCUGGCUCCACCCUGACCCUUCCCGGCCCCUGGAACACCUUUCAACUUCCCAAACAUUUGGCAGCAGGCCCAUUUUGCAGGGAGAACCAGGCAGAGCAGCCCUGUUGCCUCACUCACCUCUCCCCUUCCAGCCCAGCCUCAUAAUCCCCAUAGAUAAUCUCUUUGACCUACCUUGUUUUCAGACGCAUAAGAUCAAAUGUGACCAUUCGACUGGUAUCAUUGAGAUGCUUAUGGACCGCUUCACUAUUGAAAAUGAAGGAACCUACACGGUGCAGAUUCACGAUGGGAAAGCCAAGAACCAAUCUUCAUUAGUUCUUAUUGGCGAUGGUAGGUUCCCCGACCGAUUUGCCUUUGCUUACAGGGGCCUUCCCAAACCUGGUGCUCGCCAGACAUUUUGGGCUACAAUUCCCACCACCCCCAAUCACUGCCCAUGCUGGCUGAGGCUGAUGGGAGCUGGUGUCCAACAAUAUCUGAGUGGUUAGAGUUUCUCCAUCUGUGAUCUAAUCCAACCACUCACCAGAUUGGGGAAGGCUGGGUUACAAUGUAAUUUAAGCAUUUCUGAAUACCUGAGCAAGUAAGCAACUCACUCUGUUUUCUCUCAUCUAUUUUUUAAUUUUUUUUUAGCAUUCAAGGAUGUAUUGGCUGAAGCCGAGUUCCAGAGAAGGGAGUUCCUGAGGAAACAAGGUAAGGUGGGAACAAUUAGGCAAGCUUUGUUUUUCUUGUGUGAUGGAAGGGAACAUUCCCUGAGAACAAUGUUCUCACUUAAUUCUCGCUGACAUCACUGGAUGCCAAAAAUGCUAAUACAGUACUUUGUGCAGCUGUAAUUUUGUUUCCAUGCAGACUGUUAUCACGCACAACGUCACCAUGCCCUGCUUCCAAGAUAGUUGGAAUGUACUCCCCCCCGUAAAAACCUAAAGAUUAGCUUGCAAUAUAUAAUCAAGGUGCAAUAGGUUUGGAAUUUUCUUUCCAAAGCAAUUUUCUACUGUUCUCUUUAGGGUAAUAGUGUCAAGGAACCAGGGUGUUUGGGGUGCUGCUAAGGCAAUUUUCUUCAGCCCAAAGGAGGUCUUACAGGAGAGGUUUCUCCAUUGCUUCUGCCUGGUAGAUGAGAAAGGGAAGAAGAUGACUGUGACAGUGAAUGGGAGGGAGCAGAGCUGAUCCAGGCAUUAGACAGGGUGAGGCCACUGCCUCAAGUGGCAGAAGUCACCCACAUGGCACCCCCACAGAAACCUUGCUGCCCCAUUGCCUCUGCCAGUAACAGAGAAGUGCCGCCACCACUGAUGACGGCUUGGGACAAGAUCAUGUCAGUUUUGGGUGAGAUCUCACCUGAAACUGGCACUGAUGAUGAUGAUGCUUUUCUGCCAGUGGUGGAAGUGGCAGGGCACGCGGCAGGGGUGGAGUGGGCGGCGGCAGCAGCAGCAGGUGGCAGGGCAGAGCAGCUCUCUUCACAGGGCAAAACACAGCAUGUUGCCCCCGGAAGGGAGGAACAGUGCCCGGAUGAAGUUCAGAGGAGGCUUGGGUCCAGUUCUGUGUGUGUGUGUGUGUGUGUGUGUGUGUGUGUGUAUAACACAUUUCCAAAAAUGACAAAACGGGGAAAAAAUACAGUGUUACCUUGGGUUACAUACGCUUCAGGUUACAGACUCCGCUAAGCCAGAAAUAGUACUUCGGGUUAAGAACUUUGCUUCAGAAUGAAAACAGAAAUUGUGCGGUGGCGGCACGGCAGCAGUGGGAGGCCCCAUUAGCUAAAGUGGUACCUCAGGUUAAGAAUUGUUUCAGGUUAAGAAUGGACCCCCAGAACGAAUUAAAUUCUUAACCUGAGGUACCACUGUACAGAAAAAAAAAUCAUAACCAGAUUGAACCAGAUUGUUUGAUUUCCUUCCACUCCCCCUCUUAGUUCCAUUAUAAUAUACUUAUUCAUGCCUGUCCAUAAGGCAUAUGCACAUUCAUUUGUUGAACUCCUGCUUCAGCCCUCUUUACCUCACUUGUCCGGAGUAGCUACUAUCACACACAGAUGUACAUUACUUGUUUUUGUAAACCUUGAUUGCUCAGCACUUAAUGAUUUUCUGCUGAAUGUGCCGGGUGAGUCUGUUGAAAAGCAUUGCUUUUGAGGGAAUUAGAUAUGAGCGCUCCAAUAAUGAGGUUUGCUGACGUUGCCUAUUGGUGCUGCAACGAUCAAGUGGCAAACACUCAAAACGUGGACGCCAUCCUAACUACUUAUGCAAACCAUAAAUUGAUAUUACAGAGCCUUGUUCCUGCUUUGAAUGCAUUAUAUGUUGGUAAACACAUUUGCCAACUUGUAUAUGAGCAGCACAGAGCCAUUGCAAAUCCCACAAUCGUGCUCAUAAGUGCAGCAGGGGCACUUAGCUGUACUCACAGAUCCUCCCUGGACUUGAGCAUCUCUCUCACCUUACAUGACUAUCUAUGUAUUGGUGCACUGACCAAAAGAGUAAAGGUCUUCUAGGGACAACUGCUUGUCAUGUGAUUUAGUUCCUGUUCUGUGUUUCUCUCCAAGUUUGUUCCUUCUCUAAAACAAUAGAAGCAACAGUAUAUGAUAUGUUUAUCUUUUUCUUUUUUUCAAGGUCCUCAUUUUCUGGAGUUUUUGUAUUGGGAAAUUUCAGAAGAAUGCGAAGUGCUGCUGCUCUGUAAGGUGAGCCAUUAUAUUUUGUUACCUUUUAAUAAAAUGGCACCCUUCCUCGUGGGGCAUAACUGCAAGCAGUUGCAGUACAAACGUUUAGGGCAUGUAAAUAGAGUACCAUGUGCACAUGAAGAGAUAGAAGGCUCUGACCACGAAGCCAAUGAGUGCUAAUAUAGCCACUGGUGGUGACAGUGCCUCAGUGUCUUGGGGUUGCAAGGAUGCAGAAUCAGGAUGUGUUCAAGGUGGUACAGUUCAGCUGAAGGCCAGGCAGAAAGAGAAAGAGAUUUGUUUCCAUUCUCUUACUACCUACACUCAGUGCAAGUCCCUUAUAUAUAUAUAUAUCAGUCUAAACCGAGGCCAGCAAAUUCAAGCAACAACUUAGAAUCAUGGGGAUUUUCUGGAGUCAGUGUGCUGGGGUGGGGUGGGGGAAGGAGGGUGUACCCAAAAUGCAGUGAAGCUGAGUUCCUCAUUGACAACCAAGCCAUUCACCACCGGCUUUUGAUCAUCUGCGUCACAAAGCUUAGGUACAUUCUCUGUGUCUUGUGUAGAACAAUGAGUGACAUAUAAUGCCCGUGGCUCAACUUUUUCCAGUAGCCCAUUCCCCAGCUAUUGCUUUUGUCUCCCUACCCCUGAGUUAAACUCAGAAACAUGGUGUCUCACCAAGUGGUGAGGAGUGGAAGGGUCAUCAUGCUUACUUAGGUUCAGUUUCUUUGGAAAGGAAAUCACUGAAGGCUUUUGGUGUUUUGUAGUAUUUGUGUUUAGUUACAAGUCUUCAGGUUGCACAUAGGUCGAGGCACAGUGGAGGCACACUCAAAACAGCCAACCGCACUCAGAUUUCUAGAGAAAGAGUCAGCACUCUCAAAUGUUGCUAGUUUACAGAGCCGAAACUCAGCUUUCAGUUUUUCUCUUUGGAUGCUGUUUCUUCUCUGGUUCAAACUGCAGUCUAUUGUUUAUUAUUACACACAGACACCUAGGUUACACCAUCUUUUGUUGCAUGGUGGGAGGCCUGCUUUUGUCCUGUUUAGAAGAAGCCUAACAAUUAGUUCCCAGGGAAACACAUCACUGACAGUUGCCUUAAUGAAAAAAUGCAUCUGCCAUGGGACUAGCAAAUAACUUUUGCACUCAUUCCAGCCCCAUUAACCCUCUCCUGUCCAACCCAAAUCUAGAAUGGUGGUAUAGCUCCGAAAUAGGAUCCAUUCAUUCAUCAGAACGGCCAUUUAGUGACUGACAGGAGAGGGCUUCUGUACCAAACCAUAUUAAGGAACCAACAUCUUUAUAAAUCUUACAGUGCCUGAGAUACAAAAAUCCUGAGUGCUACUGUGAUUUCUGACUUCUCUUCUUUCACUAGUACAACUCCAUGCCCUGCUACAAAUUGCUUUGGGAUAUUCGCUCAAUUUCAAAAGUAGUUUAUAUUUCACUGUUUGCUAUUUUUGGGCUCCACGUGGAGAGUAGUUUGCCUCUGUGUGCAUUUCUUCCAGAGACUCCACAGGCACAUUGCUAAAAUCAUUAUGGGCCAGGAAACCUAAUUUUGCCAUAUCUGCUUUUAGUUUUGGUAUUGCUGUGAUCCUUGUUAGACGAAUGUGACAAAAACUACAGCUACAGAAGCAACAGUGGCUCCAUGAUGGACAGACCUGUUCAGCAGCACAGAACAGUGUCUCUGGAAAGUAAUCAUCUUCUGUUCUUUUUUUUUUUUUAAAAAACCCCUCUUUCUAAAAUUGCUUCUUUCAAGUUACCAUUUAAACUCGCUCAUCCAGCAAUAUUUCAUGUCAGCCAAUACACAGCUAUAUUCCAAGCAUAAAACAACACACUGUUUCUCUCUUGCCAUUCUGCUGAGCUGAAUUUCCACUAGCACUUCAAAAGGGCUGCCUUCAGGAAGCUUCCUUGUGCUCCUGCCUCCCGCAGGGCACUCUAUGCUGUAGAAGAAGACCUUCAACCCAGCUCCAGCGCAGUCAUUGGUCGCCAAGAGCGAAACGUUUGGCAGAAUUGCAACAUUGGUUUCUUUAUGAGUCCAGAUGAACCAAUUUGGGUAGCAGCUCCCACAGGCACUUUGGCAACAGAUCCAAGAAAGUGCUGCAUACUUAUUUCUGAUGGAUCCUGGUUUCCUUCAGAAAACACAGAAAGUUGCAGGCCAGAAGAUAUCUGAAAAAAGCAGAAGACCUGAAGCUCAGCAGUUAAGCACAUGCUUUGUGCAUGCAAAAGGUCCCAGGGCCAAUUCCUGGCAUCUCCCGGCAGGUAGGGUUGGGGAAAACUCUUGUCUGAAACUCUGGAGAACCAGUGUGCAAUCAGAUAGACCAGUGGCUCAGUGCAAGUAGCACCCUGUGAUCUCUGGCCUACCAUGUGGGUAGCUGUUUUCCCCAACUGCUAUCAUGUGAAAAGGCAUUCAAUCCCAUUGGUUUCAAAAUUGCAUUGUUUCCAAAUACUAGUCUCAAGUCCAAAUCACAGUCCAAAUCAUAGUCUUAAGUCACUCCAAAUGCUUUGCUACUUUUUCUGACUGGUUCCAGUAGAAACUAUGUGCCACGUUAUGAGAUGUGUCUAUAAUUACUGGAAUGUUUAUGCGGAUCUUCUCUUGAGGCAGCUAGCAAUAUUUUAAAACAAUAUGAAGAUCAAAAUCCAGUGAAUAGAGAGAACAGAAUGGAAGCUGUUAAGUAGGCACCCCUGAUUAAUCAAAUUGCAUUCCAAAACAGGGGGCCACCACGGAUGAAGCCUUUCUCCAUUUUGCACCUCAGAAUGUGGGCAGGGCCUUCAAAGAAGAUCUUAAUACUUGGGCAGACUAAUAUGAGGGGAGGUGGACCUUCAAAAAUGUUGUGACUGGUGAGCCAAACAAACCAUCAGGGCACAGCUUGUUAGCAGCAUAUUAUACUUCAUUGAUUUUCUUCUCCUUGUUCAGGUGGCAAAUACCAAGAAAGAGACCUUUUUCAAGUGGUACAAAGAUGGUGCUGGAUUUGAUGUUGAAGAGGUGCCUGACCUGCAGAAAGAGGUUGUUUGUUUGACUAUUCCAAAGGUAUGGUGCAAUGAUUUCUGGGUGACGCAUUUAAUAGAUUCCUCCUUCCUAAGUUCAGGAUUAAUGAGGCUUGUACUUAUUGUACUUGUUGACUGCUCCAACAAUGGGAAUUCCCAUUCUUGUGUGUGCUUUUUAUUUGUGUUUCCUGCUAGCGAGGGAAAUUUAGCUUUGUGCAGGUUAUUAUUAUUCAAAUACUCUCUUUCACUGAAAUUAAUGGGACUUGAAGAAUGUUUUGUUUGACUACAUGCAGGUAAUGCCCCAUAUUUAAUUAGAAGUAAAUACUGCAAUUCCAUGUAUCUAGGAGUAAAGCCCACUGGACACAGAGGGACUUACUUCUGAGUAACAUGCAAAGGACUUUGCUGCACAACUCACUGAUUUCCAUGAGACUUACACCCAAGUAGCUGUGCCUAUGGCGCAGUCUCUGUUGCAUAUUUGCAAGGUGGUCACCACUACCUAAAUGUAUUUGGUUUUGACUGUAUCUCACAUAUAUAUAAACCAAAAGUGAGAAGGCAAUCUUUAAUCACCUAUAUGUUAGCAUGUUAAACCAACUUGCUUCAUCUCUUUCUGUCAAAAUGAAUACUUCCUUUAACCUUACAUUGGUUUGUACUGGACUGAUAAUGAUGUUAAGCUUGGUAGGCAGUUUAAUUAAUUAAGCGGUACAUGCAAAAGUAUUAAUGCAAUAAUUAUCUCAUUAACGAUGCUCUCACUGCAUCUGCCUCUCAUGUCAUUUCUGUUCAGACAAAGUUCAAAGUAGAUUUCCUUUCUGAUAUAGAAAAUGCACCAAGUAUAUAGGUGACUUUCAUUAAUAUAAGUCACACAAUCCCUGUGUCGUAUUUUAUUUCUAGCUGUCUAUAAAGGACCAGGGUGAAUAUAAGGCAACACUGUCAGAUGACCGAGGUCAAGAUAUGUCUGCUAUUGAUGUAUCAGGACAAGGUAAAGCUCUAUUUUCCCCUGCAUUGGUCAUGCAUGGUUAUUUGUUAUUCCAAACCACAGGGAAUAAAGGAAAUAACUACAUCACCUCUGGGAUGGAAGCUCCUCUGGCAUGGAAGUUGUGAGAAGUUCUGAAACAUUUAUAACUGCAUAUUUUCUGCUCCUUCUAAAGUCAUGCAGGUCAUCCACCUCAUCCCAUAUAGCUCAAGCCUCACAAACCUCUGAUUGCUGCUGUAUGACGAUGGAGUAACUCAUUCCCUCAGAUUUAUUUAUUUAUUAUUGCCAAAUACAUGCACAUAUUGUCCUUUAAUUAAUGUCAGUUCCUCCCUCAGGAAAACACUCACAAAAUAGCCACAUGAGGUGGCUGUUUGAGCUGUUUACAUAAGCCUACUUUAGGUGCCGUCAAACAUCUGGCAACAACUGCAUGAGGGUGGAGUUUGGGGCUGGGCAUGUUUGACCUGCUCUCCAUUGCUGACCCCUCCUGAAGGCUCUUUCUGGACAGCCUGCCAAAUACACAGAGGUUGUCCCCAUCAGCUCUGAAACUGGUUGCAAGAUUCCAGCUCAUGAGGACAACUGAGGGAUAUUUGGCAGGUUGGCCCACUGAACUGGUCUAAUUUGGACUUAGCCAAAGCUAUGUGUGCAGCGAUAUGGAGACCAAGAUUGUUAAAUGCAAGAACAUAAAGUCAAAAUAACCAAGCACAAGCCCUUCUGAAAUAAUUAUCACAGUAUCAUUGUUUAUCUGUGUAAAGCUUUCUCAUGUGAAUACUACAUACCUGUAUUUCCCAUGCUAACAAUCUGUUGUUUCCCCCUUCCUCUCCUCAGUAUAUGAAGAUAUGAUCCUGGGAUUGAGUCGAGUCAGUGGUGAGUAAAUGUUAUUUCCACUUCAUUUCAAAAAUAUGUUAAAAUUUUCAGAAACUGAGAUAACCUGUUGUCACUGAAAGCAGGAAAUCUCAAAAGAGCCUUAUCCCCUUCUAAGGUGUAGUUAACAUUCUGAAUCGGUUUUUGACUUUAAUAGACAUUAUUAAACAGGAAGGCUUUUUUUUUUACCACAUGCUUGUUUUUGUGUCCUUUAUUGAAGAGGCUUUGGGCAAUGCAGUUUGUUAGCUUUGUGAUAAGAAGUUACUCUUCUAUAAGUGUGUUUAUGGUCACAGUAUGAUCCAACUCAGAAUAAUUUUUUAAAAAUUUCAUCAUUAAAAUCUAAAUCACAUUGAAUUCUGUAAUAUAUUGAAUAUAUUAAUAUAAAUAUUGCACUUUGGGCUGAAAUAUUACAGCACGAGGAAAAUUAUGGUUUACAGAGUAAGCAUCAGAAACUUAGUGAAUGUUGAUAUUUAUUGGUAAAUUCUAGGAAUGAUGAAAAUGUUUGAGUUCAGAGACUUGGUUUUGACACUUCACCAUGCUUAAUCAUGUUAAUUUUGGAAAUGUGGGUAAUAUUUGGUCAUUUACUGAGGGCAGUGACCUGACUUUGAGAUUUAUUUGGUAGGUCAGAAUUUCUGGCAUUUCCUUCUGGCCUUUUAAGACUUUUCAGUAAAUGUCAACAAUCUCCAGAUUUCUGGCAUUUCAUACAACAAAACAACAUACAUAGAUGACAUAAUAGUAAUAGCAAUUUUAAUUUAUUGUGAGUAUGGUUUUUUAAUGUCUAAUUAAACACAUGAGAAUUAAAAAAAACCAACCAAUUCUCUUCUUCAGCAUCAUUAUAUUAACCUUGCUUCAUGGCAGUCCUUUAAGAGGAGUGGUCCUGGAAAUCUGUUAAUUCACUAUUUAUUUAUUGAAAGUCUGUAGGUAGAAUGAAUUAUCUUAAGAAUGUCUGGUUGUUGGAGUUUUUUCUUAGAUCAUGAUUUGAGAUUCUAAAACCCAACCACUGGAUCUGAAUAAUGUUUAAUCCCUGUAGGUAAAUCUGCUUCUGAACUGAAGAUCCACUGUACUCCAGAAGGCAUAAGACUACAGUGUUUCUUGAAGUACUACACAGAGGAAAUGAAAGCAAGUUGGCUUCACAAGUAAGUAACAGCCAAGCCCUGAAUACAGAUGUACCUUGAAAGUUGAACGGAAUCCAUUCUGGAAGUGCGUUCGACUUCCAAAGAGUUCAGAAACCAAGGGGCGGCUUCCAAUUGGUUCCGGAUUGCACAGGUGUGCUGGAAACAACAACAACAACAACAACAAUAAUAAUUUUUAUACCCUGCCCUCCCCAGCCAAGGCCGUUCUCAGGGCGGCUAACAAGCAAUAAUAAAAACAAGUUGAAUGAAUACAACUUAAGAACAAGAUUAAAAUACAACAUUAAAAUAUUGAAACAUUAAAAUAUUAAAAUGCAGCCUCAUCACAGGAGGAGAAAGGAAAAAGGAAAAAGAAAGAGGGGGAGGGAAUCAAAUUGGCUCCAAGCCAAAGGCCAGGCGGAACAACUCUCUCUUAAAGGUCCUGCGGAAAGAGAUCAGAUCCUGCAGGGCCCUGGUCUCAUGAGGCAGAGCGUUCCACCAGGCCGGAGCCAGUGUUGAAAAGGCCCUGGCUCUGCUUGAAGGUAAUCUAUCUUCCUUUGGGCCCGGGACCACUAGGGUGUUGCUAUUUAUGGACCUUGAGGCUUUCCGUGGGGCAUACCGGGAGAGGCGGUCCCGUAGGUACGAGGGUCCUAGGCCGUGGAAGGGUCCUAGGGUCCUAGGGUCCUAGGAAGGUACGAGGGUCCUAGGCCGUGGAAGGGUCCUUUCUAGUGGAAGCUGCGCCGGACAUUCAGCUUCCAAAAUAAGUUCAAAAACCGAAAUACUCACUUCCAGUUUCCAGUCGUUUGGGAACCGGAAUGUUUUACUCCCAAGGUGUUUGGGAGCUGAGGUAUGACUGUACUGGGUGAUUUUUGCCUGGUAUUCAGAGACUAAACAAAUUAACAUUUUGACAUUGAUACUAAUAUUGGGGGUGGGGUGGAGAGAUGCGAAUAUUCAGUGUUCCUUCUUUUUUUAAAAAAAAAAGUAGAAAAAUGAAAAAUUCAGGCGACAACCUUUUCAUAAGAAAUGAGCCAAUUUUUGGUUUCCAUGCUGUCAUCAGCACAGCUGGCAGCAUUGCAUGCAAAUCCCCAGCCCGCCCUGAAUCAUCCCAACACUUUGCAUCGCAGGGAGCAUAAAACAAAUCGUAAAGCCAGCAUGCAAUCAUCCACUCAUUGCACUGCAGGGAAUCUGAAUUCCCAUCUAGAGACUUGCUUGGUCGAGUGAGCUGAAUCUAGGAUAGCAAAGCAAAAGCUAAGUAAUGAUAUUUCAAUCUUUUCGUAUUAGGCCUUUGUCAUCAUUAGGCCAAAUCAUUUCUGUUUGGACUUGGGGGUUUUUAGCUGAUCGAUGGGAAUCUAAGUUGGAGGUAUCAAUAUUUUAGCCACUGAGGUCUAGUCAUUUUCUGGAUGGAAAUAGCUGGAUUAAAAAAUAAUAAUCUGAGCACUGGAUGCAUCGUUUCAAAGCCAAGAUUAGAUUUCCAAUGCGCCUGUGAGCCAAUGAUUGUUUGCAAACAAAUAUGUCUGUGCUCACCCUGAAUUGUAAGUUUUUAUUCCUUUGGUCGGUAUCACCAACAGCUCUAAAGAACCAAAAGGCUGCAGCACAUAUAAGUCAUUUGUUUAGUGUCCAACCUUAUCAAAAAAAAAAUUAUGAUUAAAAAUAAAAAAGCUGUAAAAAUUGCUUAUAAGAUAAAAUAGUGAGAUAAAACCAAACAACAAGAGGGCUAAAUAAGAUAGCAUAGUGACAACAAUGACCGCUCCCCGCUUAAAACGGGGGACGCCCUUUGCGUGGACGCGCGCAGCCCCUAGAUCUGGAGCGGCUCCAACAGCAUAGGCUUGGUUUGCCUUCCCUCAGGUGGGAUACCUGGAGGUCUCCGCCUACCUCAGUCAGUUGUCCAAUCCCACCUGGGGGAAGCGUUGCCAAGGAGACCAGGCCAGGUAGGGGAGGGAUUACUUGCCCACACAAUAGAGGGAGGAUCUUACCUGGGAAUCCUCACUUGGCUCCAGAGCUUCUCCCACCCUACCCACCCUCAGUUAAUGUCUUAUUUGCAGGUUAACUUUUCUUCACAGGUUUUGCAGGUUAACUUUUCUUCGCAGGUAUGUGGGCGCUGCUACGUUAAGGUCGCUGUUAAAGGGCCGGAAAGGAAUUUCCCUGCAUUGGCAGGUUUCGCCUUUCCCGUAGCAAAACGUCACAACUUUGGUGGUAUCAGGCCUUGGGCGGAAUCCUUUAGUCCAUCUUCCUCUUUGCGGCGGCGAUACCAGGGUUCCCUGUUGAAGGGGUUUCUGAAGGGAGGCUUUGACCGUACGCCGAAAGGUCGUCAUUGCUCUCCCCUGCGGCGGCGGCGUAACGGGGGCGGCUAUCUCUGCUUGAACAUAUGUUCUCCAGAGCCGGCCCAUCCCCCCCCCCACACACUGGAUAACCCUGAUGCUCCCUAGGUCCCCGGCUGGGGACUGGGGAGGGAGAACGCCCAAUGCCUGAGCCAAGGUCUACCCACAUUUGAAAUUUAAUAAAGUUGUGGCCAAUUUAAUCCCAUAGCACGUUGUCAUGAGUCGUUAUUCCACAUGACGGGGGGACCGCGCGGGAUCUGGGGACUCCGCCUGUCCACGCAAAAGCAGUCUGAUUGCAUUUUCAAAUCUGAUGUGAUAAGACAACAUGUGUUGAAAUAUAAUGCCUGAGCAAAUAAAUCAACACUUAUCUGGUUGUAUAGGUGGGGUUUGGGGGAACUCUACAAAUAAGGUGCCACCACAGAAAAAUACAUAAUUGAAUUUGAACCCGCAGUAUGAGAGCAGAGCCCUGAAGUUGCUACCUGCCUAACCUCAACAGGUGAGGAAAUUUGGGAAUGCUCUUAAGCUUGUAGGGGAGCAAAUGUCUUCCCAUCUUCCUAAUGAUGGAGCAAAAUAUCCAGAACUUGAUAUUCUUAUUUACAGGCUAAAAUCACAAUCCCAGGAAACCUAAUCAUAUGUAGUAGAGGUUGUACACAAACGGCCAAGUGUUUUCCUUUACAUUUUCCCUAUCCCUCACUCAGUUAUAUCAUCCAUUGCUUGGUCCUAGAAUGUCAAGCAUAUAAAAUACAGACUGCACAUUUAAAAAUCAAAAUGCAGCAGCGACCCAGGCAAAUAACGAAAUCUUACCACUGGCACAGCCUUGAACAUCUCAGGUUGAAGUUUAGAAUUUUAUUCAGGUUGUACACUUCUAGCAACGUCAGUUGUGCUUUUUUCCAUGCUGCCCUUUGUGCCCGAAAGCCCAUCUUUCAAACAUGAACAUAGGACUGACGUACACUGAGUUGUUCUUGUCUUUGCACUAAUGGCUGGUGGCUCUCCAGGAUUUAAAAAGUGGAGUCUUUCUCAGCCUGACCUGAGAUUUAUUGAACCUGGUACCUUUUGCCCACAAAGCCGAAAGUGAGCUGCACCAAUGAGCUGUUCACAAACCUUUGGCUGAUCUAAUCUGCUUUUGCUUGUCUUUCUCCUUGUCUUUCCCCUUCUCCUUGCUGGCAUUCCUCCCCGCCCUGUCUCUUUGCAUAUGUCUCUUAUUUCACUCUGAAAAUGCAAUGCACAUCUUGAAAGCACUAUAAAUGAUAAAUAGCAGAAGUAAUAGAACCCUCUCUGGGUGACAGAUGUUCUUCCUUAAAAAAAAAAAUUCCUUCAAGCUUCAUGUAGAUUAUUAAAUUGAAAUAUGAAUAGACUAAAAAUAAGUAUAAAAUAAAUUCAAAAUGAAAUAGGAAGGAGUCAUAGGCUUUGAAGAAAACAAACCAAACAAAGGUGGAGGCUAGAUCAUCCAAAAAUGAAUCUCUCAGACGUGAUUAAAUUAACCCCAGAAUUGUCCUCUGGCUUGUAGACCCAGAGCAUGAUUUUAUGUUGAAGAAACUGAUAGUGCUUAGGUUAGCCUGUAAAUCCCAUCUUGCAUUUCUUGAAGCUGGCGCUGAUUAUGAAUCCAUGGAAUGAGAAAACAAGUUUCUCUCCCACUAAUCCCUGGUCAACAAGCUUACAAGUAUGCUUACUUUUAUAAUCUUCAGUCUGAUGGCUAAACCAAGGCAUACACAAUCCAUGGCUAGCAAAAAAUUGUAUUGCUUCUCCCCUUUUGAACAUUUGUUAUUGAUCCCUCCGUACACCAUGUUUCAGCCUGCUUCUGAAAAUUCUCCUGGCAUCAAAAGGCUUUGUCACAGAGCAAGAGGAACUGUUGCUCAAGAAACAGAAGCCUAAAGUCCACCUGUGUGUGUAUUUUGAAGACUCCCUGUGUUCAUUUCCCCAGGGAAUCUAAGAUUUCUUCUAGUGAAAAGAUGAGGAUUGGAGGCAGUGAUGAAGUUGCCUGGAUGCAGAUAUGUGAGCCCACAGAAAAGGAUAAAGGGAAGUACACCUUUGAGCUGUUUGAUGGCAAGGAGUCCUAUAAGCGGAGUAUUGAUUUAUCUGGACAAGGUAGGCAUCUUUAAGCAUGCUACUGGAUUCAUCGCAUUGUAAUUUGGGGUCAUUUUGCAGUUGGGGAAUUAACGUUCAUUGUUUAUUAUUAGGUAUUUAUUUUGUGCUAACAGUUUUCAAGGCACACUACCAACUUCGUUCAUGCUAUGCCUCUUCUCAUCAGGGCUGCCUUUGAUCUCUCUUCUUAGAUUUCAUUUGAUGUUUCUCUACCACUUUUAUAAGCUGAGAACAGAAAAGAAACACAAGUAGGCAUCAAAGCAUUUGUGCCGAUUCAAAAGGCAAACUUUAUAAUACUCAAAAAUGUUUCUUUGCAGCGUUUGACGAUGCUUAUGCAGAAUUCCAGAGACUCAAGUAAGCUUUAUACCAUUUUCCUUUAAACUCAUGACAAUUACUUUGCCUUGGCUACCAGUGUCAUUCUAACAUAAUAGGGUAUAAGAUGUUUCUUACACCCUAUUUCUAUGGAGAGCCCAUGUGACAUAAUGAUUAGAGUGUUGGACUCAAUUAUCAAGGAGACCAGGGCUCAAAAUUCCACUCAGUCAUGAAGCUCACUGGGUGACUUUGGACCAGUCACCAGUUCUUAGCUUAACCUACUUAGAGUCAUAGAAUUGUAGUCCAACCCCCUACAAUGCAGAUAUUUCAACUACAGCAUCCACAGCAGAUAUCCAUCCAAACUCUGCUUACAAAUCUCCAAGGAAGGAGAGUCCACCACCUCCUGAGGGAGUCCAUACCACGUCACAGGGCUGUUGUGGGGAUAAAAGGGAGACCAGGGAAAGCCAUGUACAGCACCUUGAACUCUUCCAAAGGUGGGAGAGUAAUCUUUGUGUAUAUAUAAAAGGUAAAGGGACCCCUGGCCAUUAGGUCAAGUUGUGGCCAACUCUGGGGUUGCGGCGCUCAUCUCGCUUUAUUGGCCGAGGGAGCCGGUGUACAGCUUCCGGGUCAUGUGGCCAGCAUGACUAAGCCACUUCUGGCGAACUAGAGCAGCGCACGGAAAUGCCAUUUACCUUCCUGCUGGAGCGGUACCUAUUUAUCUACUUGCACUUUGACGUGCUUUCGAACUGCUAGGUUGGCAGGAGCAGGGACUGAGCAACAGGAGCUCACCCUGUUGCAGGGUUUCGAACUGCCGACCUUCUGAUCGGCAGGUCCUAGGCUCUGUGAUUUAACCCACAGUGCCACCCACGUCCCUUGUGUAUAUAUACAUAUACAUAAUUGUGAUAUUAAUUAUUCUGUUUUCUGUUUUCUUUCCCCACUUUAGGGCAGCUGCUUUUGCUGAGAAGAGUAAGUACAUUCUGUACAGAGGAAGCAUGUUAUUUAUUAUCAUCAUAAAAGAGCAGGAUCUAGCAGCCUAGUGAAUGCUAGUUAGACCUUGUUCCUUUUAUUUACCUUUACAAAGCUCAACAAAAGUGAAGGAAUAAGGCAGGCUUCCUCAACCUCGGCCCUCCAGAUGUUUUUGGCUUAUAACUCCCAUGAUUCCUAGCUAGCAGGACCAGUGGUCAGGGAUGAUGGGAAUUGUAGUCUCAAAACAUCUGGAGGGCCGAGGUUGAGGAAGCCUGGAAUAAGGUAUACAUAAUGGUGCUUUCAAUCAGUUCAUUUUAAGAGGAAGGUGCACUUUCAAACCAAAUAGUUGCCGUUUUAGAGAAGAUGUGGAAAACUUGUAACCCACCAACCUUAGCACAGUCCACAAUACAUGUCCGAUGACCCUCCCCCCAAGACUUGAUAAACCUCCUGCUUUUGCUCUCUGUUGGGGGAGGGGAGGGUUGUCAAGCAGGUCUGCCUUAGCUGGAGAACCUGUGUUUGUUUAUUCUUGGAAAGCAAGUUGGCAGGAGGGAAUAGAAAAGUGUUAGAGAAUGGGUGUCCAGUAUAAACCUCUCAACUUAAGAAACUAUUGUUAGUUAGGUUUCAGAGCUGACAGUGAGAACAGACUACGGGUGAGUAUAUGCAAUGCAGACUGGAAACCAAGGGUGACAGAUUUCAUGUUGAUGAUGGCAAGAAAUCUGAGUGAUAGAUAGUAUACAUAAGGGCUGCCCGUUAUUCACCAGCACGGAUAAUCAGUCAGGUACUCUGACCCUAAGCAUGCUUAUUUAUUACUUGCCUGUAAUAUACUUCCACUUUUAGUCUAAAAUCAUAGCUUCCAGGGAGGUGUCUUAUUUCAUCAUAUUUCACUAUGAUUUCUGUACCAUUAUGAUGACAGACGCUAGUCAUUUCCCAUUUCCCAGGACAAUCAUUUUACCUGAAAUGGUCAGCUAAUGUUUUUCUUGGUUGUAUAUGCAGAGCCUGCCAAAUCCAUAGAUGCAAACUAGGCAAUCUCCUGGGGGGAUAACAUUUCGGGGUGUCUGCUUCACUUAUUUAAAUGCCUUACAGAAAGAGCAACUGCCUGCCUUUUUAGAUUCAUCCACCUUUUCAGCCCUUGCUUACAGGUGAAAUGGGGACUCUAAUUUAUGUCAGGGAUAAUGCCCCUGAAUGCGGAGUCCAGCUAAACUGUGCAGUUACAAUAACAGGAUAGGUAAAAAUUAGAAUUAAGUGUAAAACUGAAACUGAAAAUAGUCAAGUCUUAAUAAUUUUAUGUAUUAUUAUUAUGCUGCUCAGUAUAAGAUAAAACAUGAGUUGUGUGGGCAUGCUUUUAAAUUCAUCUUGACCUACAGGGGGAAAAAAAGCAAAAUCUUUAGGCCAACUCUAUAUAUUAGCAGAGUCUCACCUGGUGCUGUUGAGCCAGAAGAAACUGGAUGUUUCCAUUUUUAAAGUGUCCAGAUGUCUUGAAAUUUGAACUGAGCAUUACUUGGAGAAAACUGGGGAUACUGAUUAUGGGAGCAUAGGAAGCUGUCUUAUGCAGACUCAGUCCAAUGAACCAUCUAUCUUAGUAUUGUUGACACUGAAAUGCAGCAGGAGCUGCCAAGCAUUUGAGGAAGGAGUCUCACCCAGCUCUACCUAGAGAUGCUGGGAAUCAUGCACUACUUAAUGUUUCGCCAAAAAUUAAUUCAAGUUGCUGUAAGCUGUCCAGAGGCAUUUGUUAUUGGGUAAUGUAUAAAUGUUAGUUUAAAAGUAAGGGUAUGACGCUAUCACAAUAAACCCCUUUGCAUUGCAAUGGGCUGAGAGCUUAGCUGUUCCUUAUCUCCAUUUUUUAAAUAGCCUCCCAGUCUUUGUUUAUUAAGAGUUUGGAGCUACUAAGAGUUUUUACACUGAAAACCUCUGAGGGAGCAAGAAAUAAAUUGAGGAUGAAGACGACACAGAACGGGCUGUGCCCUUUAACAAUCUUCAGUAUCCACUUGCCGGCUAACGUUGCCUGCAGACAUUUCAUAUUUUGCAUAUUCCUUAAAAAUCAGGAAGUAGCUGCUGAUACUGUGUCCCCCCCCCCCCCCCGUUUCAGCAUUUGUCUCACCUUGACCAUCCUACAGGCGCAUACUCUCCAAUUGGCAAAAUGCACUGAUAAUUAUAUAAUUUGAUUGCUUUUUUCUUCAUAGAUCGUGGUAAAGUGCUUGGUGGUUUGCCCGAUGUCGUGACAAUAAUGGAAGGCAAGGUAAGGGCUUGGCUGUCAUGGUGUGGAUACGAAAAAGACUAAGAAAGCCUCAUGAGAGAAUACCAUUACAUUUGUAUUUUAAAUGCACCUAUAAAUAUGCAGCCCCCUCACUUGAUCCCACACAAUAUUCUGCAAGGGUGCUCUGCUGGAGGCAUUAGAGUGUCACCCAUAUUGGCACUGAAGCAGUGCUGCCAGCUCCGUGUUUAAAGAGGAAAAUUGCUGCAGCCCUUCACCACCUUCCAAGGGGUUGGGUGUGUUUCUAGCAAGGCAAGAAACAUUUCAGGAUUGCCAUGCUUUUUAGCAUUGUGCUUCAAGGACCUCAGGUAACCCCCUAGAAAUAAAUUCACACAGGCUCAGUUUUUUUGUUUAAGAUUAAUGGGCAAAAUUUAGGCCACAACUUUAUUGAUUCCACAAUGUGAGUGGUAUUGGCUUAGUCAUUGUCAAACUAAAACUGACUCCUGCCCACCCCGCAGGAGGUCUGAAAGGGUAAACCAAACGAGGGAGCUACAGCGAUGCAAAUCGGCUGUAGCUCACCCCGGAGUUCCUGUGGUCCUGGCAUGGCCCUAGCCCCUCAAGCGGACUUCAGACAACAUCCAGAACCCCCAGAUUCCUUUAACAGAAUACCCUUUUUAAAUGAGGGGCAGGUGAUGGCUGCACCUCCCCUCCCCCAACCACAACUAACUCAAUGCCUAACUGCCAAACCUUACAAAGUUGUGAUGAUUGCUGGGAAGUAGGCGAAAACCAAAUGGCCAGUGUCAAUCUGCCAUGUGGACAAAAUUCCUACCAGGCCCUUACCACAAAACAGGCGACCAACCGAAGUCCCAAGCAAGGCCAAAGCACAGAAACCAAAGAGGGUGGGUGGGCUGGUGUUCAGCAGCGGAAAGUUUAUAAAAACCUCCCCCUCCCCCAACUUGCAACAGCCUGAUUGGGUGCUGGAACUGGGGCGAUCGUGGGACCGCCCCAGCAACAAUUGGGCUAUGCCCUGCCUCCAGAUGUCAUGGAGGCCCCAAGGUCCUGAGUGCAAGCAGGACCCUCCUUGAAGAGGAUCCAAUUUAGCAAUCUGGGUUGUUACCUGUGCAGGGAGGUUCUUUUCUCCAGUGAAUGAUGGAUGGAAGAAGGAGGGAGGCAGUUUUCAGAAUUCUUCCAUUUGUCUGCACCACCUCUUGCAGUAUCGUAACUAUCUGGAGCAGGUUUAUGUGGUGAGGUUUUGUACAGAGGGGGAUGGGAAUCAGUGAGAAUCAACUUCACCCUUUUUCCAUUAAAAAGGGGGGGGGAGCAGGCAGUCCCUUAAAGUCCCAUCAUAAUUAUGUCUAAGAGGGUUACCUGUGCUAUCUCUAUAAACUGGAGACUGUAGUGGUAGCAUUGGGUCUGUAGUCAGCCUUUGGGUGACUGUCUUUGCAGUUUUAAAAUAAAUAUCAGUCUUUAAAAAAUAGCAGCUGUACACAGUUUACAGUUUGUUACCUACAAAAUCUUCUGUGAAGUAGGAACAGGGGACAGACAAGAUACAAUUGGUUACAACCAUUGCUUUUUACCCCUGGGGCUACGCAGGGGGUACACAUACCCCAAACAUUUUGUGAAUCUAAGUUUGGCCUCAUUGAGGGGCAGUACUUCAAUAUGAGUAGGAAAAUGAGAGUACCUCUAAACAUUUUUUUUAGGAAAAAAGCACUGGUUACAACCCAUUGUGUCUUGUGCUGAGCUGGGAUAAUGCCAGUGUAUGCUGGAAAACUGUCACAGUGGCAGAGAUUUGUGAGGUUUUGCGACAAUCAGGCUAUGAGAUCAAGAAAUCUAAGUUAGCAAGCCAAUGCCAAAGUCUGGAUUUCACAUUCUUUCCCUGCUCCCUCCCUGUUUGUUUUAGACCCUGAAUCUGACCUGCACUGUGUUUGGUAACCCCGACCCUGAGAUAGUCUGGUUUAAGAACGACAAGGAGCUUGAACUGAACGAUCACUAUGUAGUCAAACUGGAGCAAGGAAAGUAUGCCAGCCUGGUCAUCAAGGGGGUGGCAUCAGAAGACUCAGGAAAGUACAGUAUCAAUGUCAAGAACAAGUAUGGUGGCGAGAUGGUGGAUGUCACCGUCAGUGUGUACAAGCAUGGCGAAGAGCUGCCCGACGUCAAACCUGGCACAGGUGGCAAAACAAGGCUAAUAGCACCAGAAGGAACUCAUUGAUCUUCCACGCAUGAUAAGGGCAGCAGGAAGUAGAUUUGUAAGGGGUGUGUUUGACAGGCAAAAGGCUAGAGAGAAGCUGUAGGUCGUUCCCCCCCCCCCCCCAUAGUGUUUCUGCAGUAGGUAACUGGCAAUGUCCAAGGAAGAGUUAAGCUUUUUGAGAUGGGCAUCACAGUCUCGGUUCUCUACCCGUACCAUCCCCAGAUGCAAUUACAUCAUUAUGAAUAGAAGCUGUUAUGUGGCUGGCAACAAAAAGCCAUUGCAGGGGCAACUGUUAUUAACUUUAUAUGCAAAUUGGUGCUAUAUCUGUAGGAUGGAACUCUGCUUACGGCAAUGGGAAGAUCAGACUUUUAUUAGUUAUAUAUAAUUUGGGAACCGAACUUUACUCCUCAAUCUGGGCUGUGACCCUCGGUGCUUUUGUAAAACCCCCAACGGAACUGAAAUGGGCUGCAGAAAUGUAAACACAUUGAGGACUGCAGCCUCAGAUAAACCAGACAAGCUGAAAAAUGACCUUCUGAGUUAUUCUUAGUAGUAUUGCUGUUUUGUAGUGCAAGCUGAUCUUUAGUGGUAUUUUACAAUCACCGUGGACUCAUUUAAACCAUAAGUUUCACAGUUGUUGUUUGUUUGUUUCCUCUCCUGCUUUGUGCUAAUAAAAAAAAACUUUAAAAGUC